AUGGCAGCUUCAUGUUCUGGCAAUAUUACGGAGCCGAAUGGGAACUUUAAUGACGGAGAGAAUGAAAUUAUUUUAGAAAAAAUCAUGGCUGAUUGGGAUAUAUUAAAUGCGCAUGGCUCAGCCAGCUCUAACAAGAAAAGAAAUAUCUGGGAAAAAAUAACAAGAAGAGUAAAUAAAAAUGGUACCCAUAAGCGUACUGCUACUACCUGCAAAAUUAGAUGGAAUCAAUGUAUAAGAAGCAUUGAAAAAAACAUAGAUAAAAAAUCACCUCUGAAUCCUCUUCAGCGCAAAGUAUUUCAUUUUUUUAAGGAUAAAAACAAUGGAAACAAAAUAACUUGGGAAGAUGUUGUUUUCAAAAUACGUAAGUCCAAUAUAAAACAUAUAUACCAGUUUGCCUUUCUAGAUCACUCUGAUGUAAAAUUUUUAAAUUAUUAAAUGUUUUUCAUCUAUGAUAGUUUUUGAUAUUAUGAAAAAAUAAUUUGGAAAGCGUAUCCAACGAUAUUAAAUGUAGGCCUUUUAAUGAGUCCUUAUUUUUGGCGGAACUAUCGGACUCACAUUGAAAGACACAUAUCGAAUUUUACAAAUUGCGAUUUUAGAGUCAUCGAUGUGCAGACCUUGUAGACUAGGAUUAAGUUUACGAUUUGAAUAUUUUGUAGUAAUGAUUAUUUCAUAUAUAAUUAUCCACUGAUUUAUGUAUAUUUUUUUUAAAGAGAGUCAAUCUGAUGUAAGGGGUAAGCAAAGGCGUAAGGAUUCUACGAGAAGAUCCACUGGAAGCAUGCCUACUGUAUCUACGAAUGGACCAGAGUUUUUCAGAAGAUCUACUGGAAGUGCACCUACUGUAUCCACUUUACCCCCUACUCAGGCCAAUGUUGAAACUGCAUUGGAGAAGUUCAUCUUGCUUAAAAAUAGUUUUGAAAAGGAAAAAAAAGAUGUUCUUUCAAGCGUUCUAAAAGAAAUGGAAGAACUUCAAGAUGAUUUAACUAAACACACAGCCAAAAUUAACUCCUAUUCGAAAGAACUCAGUAAAAUGAUUGAUGAGCUUACAAAUGUGACAUCUGAUUCUGAUUCUGAUUUAAGUCAGUGUGAAUCCUAAUCCUCAACUGCAAAAUAUAAAUAGAUGCUUAAAGGACCACUAUAGGCACCCAGACCACUUCAGCUUAAUGAAGUGGUCUGGGUGCCAGGUCCACCUAGGAUUAACCCUUUCUGCUGUAAACUUAGCAGUUUCAGAGAAACUGCUAUGUUUACUUUAGGGUUAUUCCAGCCUCUAGUGGCUGUCUCAUUGACAGCCGCUAGAGGCGCUUCACGUUUCUCACUGUGAUUUUCACAGUGAGAAGACACCAGCGUCCAUAGGAAAGCAUUGUGAAUGCUUUCCUAUGGACUGGCUGAAUGCACGCGCGGCUCCUGCCACGCAUGCGCAUUUAGCCGAGGAGGAGGAGAGUCCCCUGCCCGGCGCUGUAGAAAGAGGUAAGUUUAACCCCUUCCACGCCUCCAAGUCCAGCAGGAGGAGGACCCUGAGGGUGGGGGCACCCUCAGGGCACUAUAGUGCCAGGAAAACGAGUAUGCAAUUCAUUUAUUUUUUUGUAAUAUUAUAUAAAAACAUAUACUCUUAUAUGGUACAAAAGUAUCAUGUUUAGAAUCAUUUUGUUUUAAUAUAAUUUAAGUAACCAAAUAAAAUGAAAGCUAACUAUGUUUUAUUGUAACAAUCUAAUGCAGCAAUAACACAGGUCUUAUUUUUAUACCGUUCGAGAAAAACAAGAUGUUGUCUUGAUGAUGAACUUCCAUUUUCCCUUCUUUACAAUUGCUUCCCUGAUAUUUUCUACUCGAUCUUUCCAUGCAUCCCAACAUUUAACCCCGCAUAAUGUUAAAGGAUUACAUUAAUCUUUUGCAGGGAGAUUAAAUAUUUUGUGUAAUGUGCCCUAUUGAGCACUAUGGAGAAGGCCCCUUCCCCCACCCCUCCAUUUGCAAUAAAAGCUGAAAAAAGCUUUUUACUUACCUGGAAUCCAACAUCGGGCAAAGCUCUUGGCACUGAUCUUCCACGCUCAUCCAACUCCACAGGGGUCACGCACCGGCCAAUCACAGGCUUCUCAUAGAGCCUGUGAUUGGACUGAAUUCUGGCUCAGUGUGCUUGUGUGUGCUCCGGGAUGGCAAAUGUAGGGAGAGAGGGGUGGAGGGAGGGAGGAAGAAAGAAACCUGCCUGCAACGUAGGGAGCAACAACAGGGUGGGAGGGAGGCGAAAGUUAUCUUUCUCAUGCAGGGUGCUCUGUAAGCCAGUGUGCAGUGCGGGCUGACAAAAGGCGCAAAAUAUGCACAUUGCUCCUACCACCAGGACCACUUCAAAUAACUGAGGUGGUCAUGGAGGCUGGAGUGAACCUUUAAGUCCUCUUAUAUUUGUGUUUUCUACAUCACUCUAUUCCACCCUUCCAUCCACACCAUAUCAUACUCUCCUCUCACCACCUCAGAUUUACCUGCAACUUAGGUGCCUUCUUAGACAUAUUUCUCAUCUUUGAUGGGCACAUUACCUCCACCUUCUUCCACACGUUCACUUUCUGAGCAAACUGGUCUCUCAUGGCCCUUUUUGCUAUUAACGUCUUAUCCAGUCAUAAACUAACUUACUAGCAUACAGUAACUUACAAUUUUGAUUGCUGAGAUUUCCACUUUAUUUAAAUUCUGCAACACUCCGUGUUCUCAACAAAUGUAAAAUGUUACAGCCAAUCUUUCUCCACAGGCAUUCUUAUGGUAAUGUCUCUCUACUACACAUUAACAGUUCACAUUUACGUCAUACUACACCCCUCUCUCUUCCGUUACCUCCAUAAAACAAAGGCAUCUAUAGAUUCUUUCCAAUUAUGAUCAUUUUUCUAUACCCUGAAACAAACUCUCCAUCAUAUGCAAUCUACAAAGUUAUACAGUGUUUUCAAAUCUCUUGAAUACCUACCUCUACACAAAAAUGUUUCUUUAACAUCCCUUGUUCAACUCUGUUCCUAACCUUGUCUUACUUUCCCUUCACUUGGCAGCCCAAUUUUCCUAAUUUCACUACCUACUGACAUUAUACCCCAUUCUCUGCCAUGUGUACCCAACACGCCUACAAUUAUUAUUAUUAUUAUUAUUAUUGCCAUUUAUAUAGUGCCAACAGAUUCCAUAGCACUUAACAAUAUUAUAAGAGGGGAGUUUAACUACAAAUAGGACAAUUACAAGAAAACUUCGAGGAACGAUAGGUGGAAGAGGACCCUGCUCAAACGAGCUUACAGUCUACGGGAGGUGGGGUAUAAGACACAAUAGGACAGGAAAUCGCAAUCAAAUAAGGUGGGAGUGAAGCAGAACUGGAGGAGAGAGUAGAGUGCUGCCCUUUAGGAGAAAGCAAGAGACAGGUAUGUGAGGUAGAGGUUACUCUGGGAGGCCAUAAGCUUUCCUAGAGAGAUGGGUUUUAAGGCACGGGAGAGUCAACAACCUAUUCUUCUAUGAGGAAAGUCUAUAGCCACCGGAUUCCAUUAUAUAUAUGACCUUUAAUGACUAUGUUUUAUACACUCUUUAAUUGUAUAAGUGAUUUGUAAAUGUGUGACCUUUUUUACUAUAUCAACCAAAUCUGAUGCAAACUGAUAUUAAGUUUCAAUGUGCUUUUACAAAGUUUAUAAUAUCCCAUUGUUUUAUGUAUAAUUUUUGUAUGCUUUUUCCUGUUAAUACUUUUAUUAUUAACCAUCUAAGGAAAACCUAUGAUAAGAGCACGUUGUAAAACAUUUUAGAUAAAUAAACUUUGGAUAAAAUCCACUUUUGUCACAGGUUCUUUGGAUUAAUGUAUACUAUUUUAGUCAUAUCCAUUAUUCUAGGUAAAUUAAAAACAAUACAAUUAACGUUAUCUCACUCAAGCUCUCUGUAGACAAUGGUUCUGUAUAGUAUAUCUUCUGAUAUUCUCUAGUAAUGCUCAGAGAAGGAAUACGAUCCAACAAGUCCACAGGGCCCUAGGCAGGUUUCCAGUUUGGGGCCCCCUUCAUUAUUCCCCCAGGCUGGUAAUUGGGGGCCAAUCAAAUUCAUGGUUCUAGGUAACCCAUGGGUCCCAUUUGACUGCCGAGGGUUCCUUGUGGUGAAUCCUGCUCUGGUGAGGCCAUGCAUUGUGUGUUAGUAGCCAGUUUUGAAAUUGGAAGAGUGUAAAGAAUUGGAGACAGGAGUCUUUAAGAACUCACUUUUUGAUGAAACCCUUAAAGGGACUCUCUACUACCCAAAUAGAAAAACACAAUUUUAAUAAAUCACUUUUUAGUAGAUAUACACCUCAAUGAAAAACUGGCAUGCACUUAAUUAUGCUUUUUUUUUAUUGCGGGUUUAUCUAAAAACUGUUUGCAAAACCUGCAGAUCUCGUGUUUGCAGCCUUUGCAAAUGAUCCCCUUCUAACCCCAUCCAGACUUGCUGUGGCUGUCCAAUCUCAGACUUCCCAUUGCAGCUCAAUGAGAAAUCUUUGCAAGGCAGGUGGUCUGAGCAAUUGCUGCCUCUUGAGUUUAGCCUCACUGAGUGAAACAGCCAGGAAGUAACAGGACAGAUUAUGUGAUUGACAGCCAGGAAGGUGUAACAAGGUUUAUUUAAAAAAGUACCAAUUUCUAUUUAAAUCUGCACUUUUUGUAAAAUUAAAUAAGAGGACGCACUUUUCACAUAUAAAGCAUUUCAGCAAGAUAAAGUUCUUUCGCAGUUUGGAGUCUCCCUUUAAAGACCAAUUAAAUAUGUUGUCACCAUAACAACAUUUGAUAAAAUGUUAUUAUUAAAAGUAAUCAUUUGCUGACUUGUUUUGCACAUUAUUAGUACAUUUGCAUAACCUUCAUCGGCAUUUUCUGUUAUUUUUGGAACUACAUUCCACUCCUAAUCCUAAAUAAAUCCUAACUUAAAGGGACACUUCAGGCACCCAGACCACUUCUGCCCAUUGGAGUGGUCUGGGUGCCAACUCCCACUACCCUUAACCCUGCAAGUGUAAUUAUUGGAGUUUUUGCAGGGUUAAGUCCUCCUAUAGUGGCUGUCUACUAGACAGCCACUAAAGGGCACCUCCGGGAUUAUAGCACAGAUUUUCUGUGCUAUAGUGUCGCUGGACGUCCUCACGCUAUGUGAGGACCUCCAGCUUCGCUAAAAUCCCCAUAGGAAAGCAUUGAAAGCAUUUUCAAUGCUUUCCUAUGGGGAGGUCUAAUGCGCGUGCCAUUGCCACGCAUGCGCAUUAGGUCUCUCCUGCCUGCGGGCGUGAUCAGUCUCCCCCACCGGCUGACGUCGUGACGGGGAGGAGCGCGGGCGGACCAAGAAGCAGCGCCGAGGGAUAUCGUCGAUGCCUCUGGUAAGUCACUGAAGGGGUUUUGACACCUUCAGCAACCAGGGAUGGGAGGUGGGAGGGAGAGGGGACCUGCAGUGCCAGGAAAAAGGAUUGUUUUCCUGGCAGUUAAAUCUGCCUUUAAGACUGUGGAAAGUACAGACUCGUUUACUCCUUUCAGUAAGCCCAAUGCUCUAAUCACUAUCCCCUAAUCACUAUGUUACUCUGUAAUGACACCAGAUGGCACAAUAAAUUCAUAUUUUAUGAUCUUACUUCCCAGACAAUACUGGUAAUAUAAUUUAGCUAAGACCAUAUAUAAUGAAUUUAAGGGGCAAUUGCAAAUGGCAUUUUUGUGGAAUUGCAUAGAAACAACAAUACAUAUUUCCUAGGAGACUAGGAGACUAUUACAAUAUAGUUACUAUAUACACACACAGAGAAUGAUAAACCACCCUAAAAAUGUGUACCUCACAGAUACUCCAAGGAUACUGAGACAAAAGAUUAUAUACGUCCCUAAAUAGGGAAGUAUAUAAUAGGAUAGAGGGUUAUGUGGUACAUAACGUAUCUACAAAUAGAAAAGACAAAAUAUGGUAAGUACAUAGGAAUAAGAUAAAAACUCCACGAGGUAGAGAACUUACAAAAUGUAGGAAUAACGCACCUAGCUCUCCUCAAGGGUAUUUAGAGUUGGUGAUCUUCCCAAUGGAGCCAAAAACUUCAAAAGAAUAGAUGUUGCACUUACAUACGAAUAAAAAGACAGGCUUGGCACCACUGACAAGUGGAAAGAGUGUGCAGAUCUCCAAUCCAAGAUGUGGGAUAAAGAAGCUGGACAACUAACACAGAAAAAAUAUAAAACAAGAAAUAUCAUCUGAUCACUCUCAGCCAAAAGAGUUAAGCUUAGCUAAAGCAUAAAACUCCCAGCUCACAGUUAGACAAGGAGCAGUGUCAAGCUGUUGCCUGAUAUGAAGUCAAACUAUUCUAAAAUGGUUUGAGUACUUACAAUGGGGGUGGGGGCACCAUAACAACAACAGCCUGGUUUUUGAUCACUCUUUAUCAGUUGCUCUGCAGUCUUAAAUAUUUUCUCCAUUUUGUGGAACUGAUGACCUGAGUUUGAUUACCCAUUAGGAGGCGUAGUCGAUGCAGUGCCCUUCUCCUGCUCGAAGGAGAAUCGUGGUCUACACCUCUAUCAAGUGUAACAGGGUGCUGAGUGGUCUACACCUCUAUCAAGUGUAAGUGAGUGCUGUAAAGAAUGGCUUCCACCUGACCAUCAGGGAUUAUACCGCCUAUUGACAAAAUGUACGCAUAAAGGGGACAAAUGAAAGAAUUCCUCACAUACACUGACUUUACGUACACACUCAGGCUCCCCUACAAACACGCACAACACUUAGACUCAUCCACACACAAUUCAGGCACCACUCAUACACAACUCAACCAGCACACACAAGCACACUCAGCCUCUCCCACAAAUACAGCUCUCAGCCGACAACACAAACACACAACACUCAGCUACAACACACAAUUUCAAAUAUACAGCACUAAGUAUUCCGUACAUGCAUACAUACUCAGCACACCCACACACCCCAGGGCUCAAGGAGGAGGCCCCAAUUUAGCAUCUUUUUGUGAAUAUCUUUUUUAUUUCUUCUUUUUAAAAAAAAGAAAUUCACAUGUGGGUAAAUAUAUUAGGCAAUGCAAAUUAUUGCCAGGCAGGUUUCUGAUAGACAUUGAUAUGGGACAUGCAGGUCUCUGAUUUCAAGAACCCAUAACAGAAAUUAAAAAUAACAUAUAACGGAUAGAAUUUCAGAUGUGUCGCCAAUCUGGCAUGUUGCCAAGGUCCCUGGGCAAUCUUAAUCCAAACUGGCCUGGAAUUGAUCAUUAUAAAGUAUACAUUUGUUCACAAAACAUUAGCUUAUGAAGAAAGGACAUAUAUUACAUUUAUGUACCAGUAAAUGCUGUACAAUAUGUUUGGAAAAUAAAACUGAAAGUGCAAAAAGCAUGUUCUGAGUUGGCAUUUCACCAUUUGAAUAAUUUUGUAAAAUAUGAUGUUUCAGAAUCGGUGCUACAAAAGGAAAGUGAGACGUAAAAAUAAGUAAAGGUACUUUGAAAGAAAACAUUUUGUUGAAAGUUAUUAGACACUUCCCGAUAGGCAGAAAAAACAAAUCCAGGGUUAGAUUCUAGAGAAAGAGAAACUUAACUUUAACGGAUGAGACCUGUCUUUCCAAGUAAGCAGUAGAUUGGCAUAUUAUUGUGUUAAGGUACAUACUGUAUGUUCAAAAUGACAAGUAUAAUCAGAAGUUACACACACACAUAUAUAUAUAUACAUACACACACAUGAUCCAACGCACUCACUCAUCCACUAGCAACUUCAAAGAUCACAGAUUCUUAUUUUAUUUAAAUUCUUUAGAAAAACACCUAAUCUAGGCAAAAAUAAUUGGGGGUUCAGUUACAGUUUAUGAUCAUACAUAAGAGCAGACAUUAGGCUGAUAUAGUAGGACAUAUCAAAGAUGGGGUACAUUGACGUUGUGGCAGGCUUAUGCAAUGUAUGAUCAUUUACUGUAACUAGUACCGAUAUUGGGGUACUGUGGAGCACAUGUUGGGGAAAAAAGUGAUUAGAAACCCCUUCCAUCGGAAGUCAGUGGACACAUUGCCAAUACAUUGUUAAACACAGAUCUGCACACACCAGUCAAGCCAUAAGACUUUCCUUUCCACAAGAAUGUCAGAUUUGCAGGGAUGUUACUAAUGCAAAGGAUUCUGGGUGGGCAUAUGCAAAUGAGUUCAACAAAGUAUCACCUUUUGCAUAUAUAUAUAUAUAUAUAUAUACAUACAUACACACACAAUAAAAAAAAAAAAAAGAAUAUAUAUAUAUACAUAAAAAAAAGUCAGAUAGUCGAUGUUUCAGUGUGGUAUCCCCACACUUUCAUCAGGACCUGAUGAAAGUACUGAAGAAAGUGUGUGGAUACCACACUGAAACGUAGACUAUCUCACUUUUUUUUUUAUGUAAGGUAAUAAAAGUUAGGUUUUAUUUUUAUAAGUCCUGAGAGUGCUAUCAUAUAUACCUCUUUUAAUCGUCGUGGAUAACGUCCAAAUGACUCGCAAACCAUAAGUUGACCUACCCGCUACGCCAGGCAACAGUAUCAUGGCAUCAUUCACGGGUCAGGUCCUCACUUUACAGUUAUGUUUGUUUCUUAGCUGCUACACUUUAACUGUUCAUGCAAACCGUUCGUUUACACAGCCGUUCAUUUACACAGCCAUUUCAUUCACAUGCCAUGCUCAUAUGUAUCUUGCCCCGCUCGGGCAUUCGCAUACUCCCGAACGGGUAACUAUCCAGUAUUAAUACAUCUCAUGUAUGACAUCUCCGUUCGUGCAUUACAACCACAUGAACGGAAUCCAUGUGUUUCUCAUUUUCUGUUAAUGGCAUGUUCGUACAACCGGACGGUUUUACAGCCGUUCGUUUCAAAUUUUAGGCUACAUGUAUCUUGCCCUGCUCGGGCAUUCGCAUACUCCCGAACGAAAACAUUCUGUGUCAUUAUUUUUCAUGUGAGGCAAUUGCUGUUGGGGCGGUUCAACCACACGAACGGGGAAGCCUUGGGGUUCAACUUUCUGUCUUGCUUUUACUAUUGUAUUAAGCACACAUUUCGUGCUUUUAAAACUCAUGAACAGAACACUGGUUGGCAUUAUGUUCACACAUGGUAUAUUGUCUAACGGGCACUGUACGUUUCACUGUCACCAUACAACUAUUACACUGGGGCAUAGCUCAUGAACAACUGUUUAUCAUAACCACACUGACCCCUACAGGUCACUCGUAAGAUCUCAGGUUAACCUUGCAUUUUUAAUUAAGGGGAAUUUCACCAUACAAUCACCAAUUCUGACCCUUACUGGUCAAAAGCAACAGCUGUCUUCACAUGUCACAUACAAUUUUACCAGUCGAUAUAAAAUUACACAUAAGAUUGUUUUAUACAUAACCAGUCACCAUUCUGUACAAUUAUGUAACUACACUGAAUCAAAUUAAUGAAACACAUAUACAGCAAAGCGCUGAUUACAAUCAUACAUUCUCCCCAGCAGGGGGUGAUACAACAUACAUAAUUUUAUAAGGGCACUUUUCUACCAUCUUGUAUACGCUGUACAAAAGGUUAAGUCUGGUGCACGCUUGUAACCAUCAUGACAUAAGGUGUUUAAAUAAUUUUAUAGGUUACGGUACUUUGCUUUUCACAAACAUAACUGCACAUAUUCGGAUAAGCUUGGAAUAUGCCAUACCCAUUAUGCCAUACGUUGUUUUAUCUAUUCAGAUUACAGGUACUACUAAAAUCUAUACAGAUUUUAGAGGUUAAAUACCAUACUACCAGGUACGUACACCUGCUCACAUAGUAAUUCAAAUCCUAUAUUAAUAGUUAAUAGAGUACAGGCAAUUAGGGAUAUAGGGUCCAAAAGGUAUUGCCCUUUCUCUGCAUUACGCUUUCGGUUAGUGGUCCCGCGAGGUACAACAAAGGCUGGGCCUCCCACUACUGUACAACCAGUACCAACCGAAACUCGGUUACCUGGUACUAUCAAUUCUUCUGACACUCAGGAUCUUAACCCUGCACAUAUGAUCCCAGCACACAGUAACAGAGAUAUCCUGGAAGGUAAAAUGUCAACUUAGCAUCUCUACUAAUGGCCAUACAGGCCAUGCUAGCCUCACUCAUGAACUCCAUGAGCAAAAUUAACAACAGACUGGCAAAUCUCGAGUCGGUCACCACAGCCCUCACAAAGGCUGGGCCUUCGCUAUGUACAACCAGCACCAAACGAAACUCGGUUACCUGGUACAAUCAAUUUUUCUGACAUUCAGGACGUUAUCCCUGCACAUACGAUCCCAGCACAGUGGGAAACAAACAUAUAUGUAUUACGAUGUAUCUGUGGUGGUCAGAUCCAGGGAUUCCAGGUAAAACGGAAACUGACCAUCCCGGAGUUGUUUUGGCUUUUGCAUAUAUAGAAAUGUUAUUUGCGCAAUGUACUCUAACAGAAGGUAAGCAUUCUAUUUAUGCACAAGCUGGUAGACCUAGGGAACAUAUGUUGGUUCGGCCUUUUACGACUAUCAUAGGUCAUUUUCUGCCAAAGUGUCUGGCGCUCUCUCCCAGUUUGGUAACAAUCAACUGGAACAGACUGGAUACAGAGAUCUCCUACAGACACUUUGCAGGUCUACAUACACCAGCUUGUGCAUCCUGCUCUUUCACUAACCACAACAGAAUUUUGUCCCAACCCAACGGAUGAUCACUCUCAGGCUCCAGGUACUAGCACCUCUGUGUCACGACACACUCCUUAGUUGAUCUUCCCUCGUGCAGUACCCAUUCACACCUCUAUCUCUGUUUGGCACUGUUUCUAAUUUAUUUUCAUUAGCACUUCACCUGGUCCUUGUUUAGAACCUAAAUAGUUUGGUUUCCCCUCACUCCUUGUCAGAUCAUUGUCUCUUGUCUCCUGUUUCCCUGGUUCCUGGUACCCUGUGAUUCUGACUCCUGACUCCUUGAUCCUGCAUGCUGUUCUUUGGUCCUGUAUCCUGCAUUUCCUGGUCCUUUGUCCCUGUGUCCUCCUGCUCUUGUGUUCUGGUACAGUGUUAGCUGCCUUGUUGCCAGUGAUCCUGACCCUGCAGCCUGGUUCAUUUAUUUUGCCUAUGGUCUUGCUUCCUGGUAUAUCUGCCUUGUGAACUAUGGAUCUGUGCCCUACCUAUUACUAGUGGUGGCUGUACAAUCCUGCCUUAAUACCAAAAGACUAUUAAAGUAUUCACUGCCAGCACUAUUCAUGCUUAUCCUAAAUUGUUAUAUACAUUUGUUCUGUGACUUUGUAUAUAUCUAUUAUGUUUUGUUAUCUUUUUUGUACUUUUGAUUCUCUUUAAUAUAUUUCUUUAUUUGCACUAUUCAUUGUGUCUUUUGCAUCUAUUCUUUGCUAACUUGGUUCCUACAUUUAAAGGGAUAGUGCUGUCUCUGGGCAGCACCCCUUCUUCCCAUGACACUCUGGUAGAACGGAGCAAACUACCAGAGACAAAUUGGGUCUUCUCAUUUUCUUUUGGCAAAUCACAGAUUUGCAACAAUUUUAAUAUGGGUAUGUGUAGUUACAGUGCAUAUAGACUGUUGCAUACAUGUUCUAAUGGUUCAGGGCACAUGACAAACCAUGUGUCCAAAUACAACGUACAAAAAAACUUACUUAACGUCUGUAAACAUCAAUGCAUUUUCACACUACUGACUCACCCAUACAGGUUUCAUACAUAUACUUCCAGGGAAUCUAGAAUGCCCUAACUUGUGGUCAGCACAACAGAACCAAUGGCUGUAAACACACUCAUAGCCCAAGAAAUUGCAGAAGGGUUUCUACUUGGGCUUUCCCAAUCUCCACCAUUUACAUCAUGAUGCACACAACCAUUGGGAUUAUCACAGGGAAGUCUUCCCUUAAACAAAGACUAACCAUGGACUUAUCGGCACCACACACCUCUGCUACCCCAAGUCUCAACUCCCUCACACCCUCCGAGGAGUUUCCUUACAAUACGCCACCAUUGAUCUACCUUUACAGCUACCACUCAAGCAUGGGUUGGAGCUUGAUUAAGUAAGACUGAUAUCAUCAAUGCAUUUAAACUGCUAUCAGCCACCCUACACUCUGGCACUUACAUGGCAUAAGGGGCAGGCAGUUACUAAUUCUUCUCCCGCUUAACUUUCGGGUCACUUAGUAGCCCAACAAUCUUUGAUAUUCGCAGAAACUCUGUGCUGGUUGUUAUAACAUAACCAAAGGCCUCACAGUCAUACAAUCUAGAUGACUUCUUGUUGGUCAAAGAUAACACCUUCUUCCCUAGAAGCCUCAAGGAAGCAUUAGUCUGGUUGACCACUUGGGAAUCCCAGUAUCCCAUAAGAAACAGAAGGCACAGACACUAUCAUCACAUUCCUGGGCAUACAACUUGACUUGGCAUCCAUACAAGCAAGUUACCACAAGACAAAAUAGGAACUACAAUCCCUACUAGGUUCCCCAAUUUUGCCAGGCGCAUCAUCCCACAAGGCCGCACUUUUACAUACAGACUACUUUUCCUUUUUCACACUUCCACCAUGACGAUCAGAGGCUGUCCCUAGAUACCCUAGCCACAGCAGACAUGCACAUGGGGGAGAAUUUCUUAACCACUUGGCAUGGUAAAAGCAUGUUCCUCCCAGGAUUGUCUGACACUCUUCCAACCAGAUGGUCAGAGGCAGCGUCUACCACGGGUUUGGCAGCAAUCUACAGGAACGAUGGCUCUGGAGCAGUUGACCAUAGCAUUCAGGUUUGGAAGGUUUUCCACCACCUCAGUCCCUUUUUGAGAUCUACCCUAUUGUAGCAGCUGCUGUGGAAUAGGGUCAAUCAUGGUCAGGGUCAUCAAUCCGUUGUUACUCAGACACUAAGCAACAUGCCAUAUCAUCAAUAAGAGUCACUCAUCAUCCAUCCAUACAAUCAUGAUAAUUCUAGGGAACUCACUUGAUUGGCCGCUUGUCACAUUUCCUUUGGUUUGCUUUCAUGUACCAGGCGGUUGCAACAUCCCUGCUGACAAUUGUCUCAUUUACAUUCCAGUUAUUUUCAUAAAACACUCCCCACAGCCGCUCAUGCAGUCACGUUCCAGAGUCUAAUAAUGGAUUAGACAUACUCAUGCAGCAUAGCAGGAACUGUCCCACUUAGGACUUUCGUCCAAUACUUGUAGGACGUAUAACAGCUUUCACCUUGCUUAAAGAUUCCUGUUGGAACACAACAUAUCUCAACGUUUGUCAUGACAUCUCUCCUAGGUGGCUUCUUUUUGCCAUCUUAAACUGGAACUAUCUCACAACUCCAUUAAAAUAUAUUUUGACAGGCAUUCAACACCACAUGCUAACCCUAUGGCCAAAUAACCAUAAUUUUAUGUCAUCAUAUCAGACAAAGAACAUACUCAGAGGUUUUUAGGAAUCCAUUCCCUCACGUACCUCUCAGAGAUUACCAUAGCCAACCAACUUUUCCAUCACCACCACUCAGACAGAUCAUUGUCUUCAACGAUCCCACCUACGUAAACACAUUGAUCACUACCUGUUGGCUCUACCACAUUCCAAAACUAGUCAACAAGCACCACCAGUAGAGAUAACAUACUAUCCUACCCACAACACGUGGUGUCCAGUUGUGGUCCUAGAUUCCUACCUUUUAUAUCCAACAUCACAACCUUUUUGCACUACAAGGCUCUGUACUCACCACCACUACUUGCAUGAAAUACAUUAGAUCCCUGUUAACCAUGCUAGGUCUCAACCCUCUACCUACUCAGGUCACUUGUUUCGUAUAGGGGCGGCCUCCACAACCUCCAGAGCCAACAUACCAGUACAUAUAUUGGGACGAUGGAAAUCUUCAGCUUACACAAGUUACAUACCCAAACCAACACAUGAAUUAAGUAAUGUAUUUAAGGAAAUGUCUGGUUAAUUUGGAUAUAAUAGUUUACUGUAUUAAAUCUUUGAUUAUUCACUUUUGCCCUCUUUAUUUACAGGCCUACCGUAUCGUCAGUCUCGGCACACCACAACCGACUUGCUCCUUUAUACUAUCCUACGCUUAUAAUGGAACCUUACUCCAUAUAUGGCUAUUUGCCCCUAACACAAGUAUUACAGCCAUUUGGCCUGUAAUUGUGGGAGGAGCUUAAAUAACACACUUACCUAUAUAAGGUACACCCCUUACCUGACUCCAUACCGCUUGAGGUCAGUAUCUGAAUGACCCUCCCACCACUCCACAAUCUCAACACUUUCUUUCCAUUUACUUUUCUUUUCUUACUCCUUGGUGGGCCUUUUUUAUUUACAGGCCUACCGUAUCGUCAGUCUCGGCACACGACAACCGACUUGCUCCUUUAUUCUAUCCUACGCUUAUACUGGAACCUUACGCCAUAUACGGCUAUUUGCCCCUAACACACACACACAUAUAUAUAUAUAUAUAUAUAUAUAUAUCCAAGGAAAUACCGGCACUCAAGGCUUUUCAAUCCAGACAAAUUCUUUUUAAUCCAAAACCACCGUCAACGGUGGUUUUGGAUUAAAAAGAAUUUGUCUGGAUUGAAAAGCCUUGAGUGCCGGUAUUUCCUUGGAUAUGUUAGUAUUGCAAAGAGAGCACCAGGUACCAUGAGAUUUAGGUUGGAGUGCAGGAAUUGGUUUUGUUAUAUAUAUAUACAAAAAUUGAUUAAAUACAUGCUCUCACGCUCAAAUAAAUAUGCAACACUGCAUUUGCUUUGCUUGCCGGGUGCCAGUCCCUCUGAGGAUAUAAGUACACUCCAGAUAUGAAAAUAAAUUCGAGGGCUGCACUCACGGUCUAAGUAAUGAAGUAACUUCUUUAUUCCAUAAAAUGAACGAGAUCGACGUUUCGGUCCACGCAGGGACCUUCCUCAGGAUCAAAUGACAUCAUGAUGAGGUGGCGGAUGGUUUCCUGAGGCAUCUCCUCCCAGACCUGGACUAAAGCAUUUGCAUACUCCUGGACAGUCUGUGGUGCAACGUGAUGUUGGUGGAUGGAGCGAGACAUGAUGUCCCAGAUGUGCUCAAUUGGAUUCAUGUCAGGAGGAACAGGCAGGCCAGUCCAUAGCAUCAAUGCCUUCGUCUUGUAGGAACUGCUGACAUACUUCAGCCACAUGAGGUCUAGCAUUGUCUUGCAUUAGGUGGAACCCAGGGCCAACCAUACCAACUGGUCUCACAAGGGGCCUGAGGAUAUCAUCUCGGUACCUAAUGGCAGUCAGGCUACAUCUGGUGAGCACAUGGAGGGCUGUGUGGCCCCCCAAAGAAAUGCCACCCCACACCAUUACUGACCCACUGCCAAACCGGUCAUGCUGGAGGAUGUUGCAGGGAGCAGAACAUUGUCCACGGCGUCUCCAGACUCUGUCACAUGUGCUCAGUGUGAACCUGCUUUCAUCUGUGAAGAGCACAGGGAGCCAGUGGUGAAUUUGCCAAUCUUGGGGUUCUCUGGCGAAUGCCAAACGUCCUGCACGGUGUUGGGCUUUAAGCACAACCCCCACCUGUGGACGUCGGGCCCUCAUACCACCCUCAUGGAGUCUGUUUCUGACCGUUUGAGCAGACACAUGCACAUUUGUGGCCUGCUGGAGGUCAUUUUGCAGGGCUCUGGCAGUGCUCCUCCUGUUCCUCCUUUCACAAAGGCAGAGGUAGCGGUCCUGCUGCCUGGUUGUUGCCCUCCUACGGCAUCCUCCACGUCUCCUGGUAGCACCUCCAUGCUCUGGACACUACGCUGACAGACAACGCAAACCAUGUUGCCACAGCCAUUUAUGUGCCAUCCUGGAUGAGCUGCACUACCUGAGCCAUCUGUGUGGGUUGUAGACUCCGUCUCAUGAGCAGUGUAUAUAUAUUACAAUAUACACUAAUGUAAGAGGAUUCUAGUUAGGAAAAAAGGCACGUCUAGCACCAUAACCACUACAACGUGUUGGAGAAUUGAAGUGUUCCUAAAACUCUAAAUUAAAAAAAAGAAGAAUGUAAAAUGACGAAUGAGAAAUGCAUAAAUGCAAAAGAAUACAAACUGGUUGAACCAGCUCUCCACUAUUAGUGGUGGAGAUAAGUCACAUCCUCCACUACUUACAAAAUAUCUACGUCAUUUGAAAGAAAAGAAAAAGUGUCCAUUAGACACUCCCUUUUAGGCGGCAGAAUCAAUUCCAGGGUUGGAACAGAUGAGACUUGUCAUUCCAUAUAACCAGCAGGUUGACAUAUCAUCUUGAUAAGGUAUGUACUGUAUGUUCAAAAUGAUAAAUAUAUUCAGUCUAGUUAUAUCUCUUAGAACGUAUAAUGUACACUGAGGUGGUGUUUAAUUUAAGUUAAGGCUGUCUUUAUGUAACAUUAAUAGAUUAUUUAAAAUUAGAGGAAGCUUCACAGCAAUAUCCUCAAUUAUAAUUAAUGUUUUUAAUAUGUAUAUGCAUGUUCUCUGUAUGCCCAGUAUAAGUUUAUUCUCAUAGUAACAUAAUCAGGUAAGAUCAAAUGUAUUCUAGAUAAAGCAGAGCAGAGUCCUAAAAUAGUGUCUAUCAAGAGUAACUACAUUACUUGGUGCCAUAUAGACAGGGCUAUCACAGAUCCCAAUAUUUAUGAAUGGGAAUAAACAAUGAUUUAUAUAUAUAUAUAUAUUUCCUUUCUCCCAUAUACUAUACGCAGUGGCGUACUAAGGGGAGGGCGGAGGGGGCGGUUCGCCACGGGUGCAAGCAGGGUGGGGGGUGCCAUGACCAGGAGCGCCGGCCCCCCCAUGCUGCAGCCGCCCGAGCGCUCUGUAGAGAGCCUCAGGCGGCUGCAGCUUUGCACGGGUGGUGCGUCCAUGAGGGCGGACCUCACCGCCCGGGCGCAGCCUGAGGAGAGGGCCUGACAGGAGGGAAGCGCUCAGCGCUCCCUCCUGUCACUCCCUCCCUGUAGCGUGGCCGAGCCCUCUAUUGGUCCGCGGGUACAGGGAGCAUCUGUCUCCUGUACCCGGCCGGACUAACAGGAAGUACACACUGAGUGUGCACUUCCUGUUAGUCCGGCCAGGUACAGGAAACAAAAGCUCCCUGUACCCGCGGACUAUACUGGGGUCAGCCACGCUACAACAGAGGUAAGGGGGGAGGGGAGAAAGAGAAAUUAGGGGAGAAAGAUAAAUUGGGGGAGAAAGAGAAAUUAGGGGAGAAAGAGAAAUUAGGGGAGAAAGAGAAAUUGGGAGGGGAGAAAGAGAAAUUAGGGGGAGAAAGAGAAAUUAGGGGGAGAAAGAGAAAUUGGGGGAGAAAGAGAAAUUAGGGGAGAAAGAGAAAUUAGGGGGGAGAACGAGAAAAUAGGGGGGGAGAAAGAGAAAUUAGGGGGGGGGAGAAAGAGAAAUUAGGAAUCUAGUAUAUUAUUCAUGGCACUAAGCUCUAAUUUACCUCACAUUAAGGAAACACUAUAGUCCCCAGAACCACUUCAGCUUAAUGUAGUGGUUCUGGUGUCUAUAGCCUGUCCCUGCAGGCCUUUUAAUGUAAACACGGCGGCACUGCAGCACUGGCGUUAGUUAACAUGGCAAAUCAUAUGGGUGGGGAAUUGUGAUGUCACAUGGUGGGGGGCGGCAAACUUUACUUUUGCCUAGGGCGGCAAAAAUCCUUGCACCGGCCCUGGCUGGAGGGGGCUGUGUGAGCUGUGGCCGCACAGUGCCCCAUGGUAGUUAGGGUGCCGUGCGGCCAGUACAGCUCACACAAGCAAACUGCUGAUAAACUGGCCGCAUGGAGGAAAUGUGUAUGUGUGACUGUCUGCCUGUGACUGUGUGUGACUGUCUGCCUGUAACUGAGUGUGUGACUGUCUGUCUGUAACUGAGUGUGUGACUGUCUGCCUGUAAAUGUGUUUGUGGGGCUGCAAGGAUUUUGUAGAAGGGGGCGGGGGUUUUGUAUUGGGACAGGAGUCUUUAUAAGGGGGGAUAAGCAGGGGAUUUGUGGAAGGGGGUUGCGGGGGUUUUGUAGACGGGCAGUACAGGAUUUGUAGAAGGGGCAGGACAGAGGUUUUGUAGGAGGGGCGGGGCAGGACAAGGGUUUUGUAGGAGGGUCUGACAGCGGUUUUGCAAAGUUUACAAAUUGUAAAAAAAAAAAAAAGAAAGAAAACCUUUAACAUUUUUUACAGGUUUUUAUUUUGGGUGGGUGUGGGGGGGGGGGUGCCAAGCACAGGAUCCGCCCCAGGUGCCAAAUGCUCUAGGUACGCCCCUGACUAUAAGGCUUUCUUCAUAUGCACUUUUUUUAUAUUGCAUAUUAAUUGUGCAAGUAAGAUAUUUUGCACAUCCUCGAUUUUACGUGAUUUUAUCACAAGUUUAUAGUAAGCUAUAAUUUGAUUGGCUUUCACUAAGCGCUCCGAUAUUAAAAAUAUAUUUGUCAGUUAAGAGUCUUACGCCUCUUAGGGAAUUUAAGUGUGUUUUAUUUAGGUCAGGCUUUCCUGAACUCCGGCCCUCCAGAUGUCGCUGAACUACAACUCCCAUGAUUCUAUGAAUGAAAUAGAUAGGCUGAGAAUCAUGGGAGUUGUAGUUCAGCAACACCUGGAGGGCCGGAGUUUGGGGAAGCCUGAUUUAGGUCAAUGAGACAAAAUUAUGCAAAUAAGAUAGUUUUCACAAUUAAAACCUUUAGAACUCCUGUCAAUAUACCUGUAUGUAUUGCCUAGUAAAACAUAAAUAAGUCUAGCUUGUUGUAGAUUUCUUUAUCUCUUUUUUCAUGCUUUUUAUUUAUUUUUAUUUUAGCGCUUGUUUCCUGUUGAGAAGCCAGAAUACAGGGAUUCUUCAUUUCUUCAUAUUUGACAUUCUUCAUAUAUUUGAAGUCCUUGGUGUGUGUAUGUGUUUUAUCUACAAGACAUUUUCAUAGCAUGAUUGUUAUUAUGUAUUUAUUAUGUUAACUAACUACACGAUUCCAUUGUGGACUAUUGUUACAUUUAUUUAUCAGAUCGUGCGUACACGGUGCUGCAGGUGCAGAAUUUUCACAGCAUUCUCUGGUUUAAAUAGAACUGUGAGUAAUUCUCACGUGAGGAAACCAAAUGUGUUAUUUUAAUAAUAUUAACCUUAUUAGCCCUUUCCUACUUCGCCAUUUUCGCUCUUCUUUAUUGCCUUUUCCAUCCUUUCUUCCACCUUUUCCUGUUACUUAAUACUGCUUUAUUAUUAGUUCUUAAGAAACAGCUUGUCAUCCUCUGUUUUCCAAUGUUUACAAUUCCUUUACACCAUCCCUUGCACAUUGGUCUUUUAGCCCAUGGCUCAACUUGCUCUGUACUGUCAUCAUGUGAAAUAGUUGCCUGAUUGUCAUUAAUUAUGGACUUCUUGAAUGAAAUGAAUAAACACAGUGUCUAUCACACAUAGUAAAGGAAAACUCCAAGCACCAUAACUACUACAUCAUGUUGAAGUUGUUCUGGUUCCAAAGGAGCUCUGGUGUCCUUCCAUUGUAAGAGACAUGUUAAAUGGAGUCCAUCUGGUUCUGCUCCAUGCCUCUUCUACACCCUAAACACGAGCUUCCAUUAACUCUUUACAGGGCAAACUUAUGCAGCCAAAAAGUUAAGUUCUGUCCUGUUGCUCUGAUAGUGAAGGUUAAAACCUGAGCCAAGGGAGCCACAGGUAAGGAGACCAUUCUUAAUCAGUUUGACUGCUAUACAAUAGAGGGUUGGGUGGGUGCCAGGGGAUUCCUGGCACCAAAGCCACAACAAGAGGCUUUAGUUGCUAUGGUGAUUGAAGGAUUCCUUUAACCUUAACAGCCUGGUAUAUGCAUUUCUUAUAUGUGUCCCUGUUUAAGAGGUACCAUGGCAACCAUUGGAGAUUUGUAUUUUUAUCAAAUGAUGUACUUGAUGUUAGUUCAUUGAAAGUUGACAUCGAUUCCGAUGAAUUGCAAUUUAUAAUGAAACAAAUCUCAAAGCCUACUGAUUUAGUAGAACAAUAUAACAAAUAACGUGGGCGUAAAAUUAUUAGUUUUAAUAGAGUGUCGUGUUCACGUACCAGUCGAUCAGUUUUAUUCUGGAAUGAAGCAUCAUCACAAUUUAAAUAUGCUUAGGUGAAUGUGUGAAUACAUACCUAAAAACAUGCAUAUCUCUUUUUCUUUAAAGGACUAUGGCCUAUCAAAAUUAUCCACAGGACAAUACACAGAGGAGUAGUGAAGAAAAUAUAUGGUUGGAGGAGACAUUGCCCAAAUUUCAAGAUGUUCAUCUUUUCAGUGGAAAACAACCAACUGAUGGAAAAAUCUAUGUCAUGUAUCAUGGAACAACUUUAAAAGCAGCAAUUGACAUCAUCCAUGAUGGUUUUUGUCCGUCAAAAGAUGGCAUGUUAGGAAAAGGAGUCUAUGUGAGCAGAGAUCUGGAGAAAGCUGAGCGCUACCCCCUAGGGGAUAAAAGUGAUCAGGUUAUAUUGAAACUCCGAGUAAAUGUGGGUAGAGUUAUAAAGAUAGAUCAUCAGAACCACCCUCUACAGAAGGAAUGGAGUUAUAAAUUUGAUACAGCUUGGGUGCCUCCAUAUUCUGGCAUGGUUGAAAGUGGGUUAGAGGAGGAUUGUGUUUGGGAUCCCAAUAGGAUCAAGGUAAUAGAUAUCGCUAAAGCCCCACCACUAUAUAUACAUUCCCUGCAACAAUGGGUUGAAGCACAUAGAAAAUAAAACCAAACAUGCAUUUUAACAAUUUGAUGAAUUAUUUACAAUUACAUAGUUUUCUCCUUUCUUUAACUUUGAAAAUAUUUACUGUGCAUUGAUUUCAUUUUUAUUUCUAACAAGAGGCCAUUACAGGCAAAGGAACAAAUACCAUGGAAACCAAGGCAAUGUUCCUCUGACACAAUAUUACUAGUGCUUAAAUAAAUGUAACCUCUUUAAAAAUGUUAACAGACAGGAACGGCGUUUCCUUGCUCUAGAUCAGGGGUAGUCAACCUUUUAAUACCAACUGCCUACUUUUGUAUCUUUGUUGAUGGUAAAAUUUCCUUACCGCACACCAAGGCUACAGUAACUCAUUGUAUAGCACAACGGUAAAUGUUUAUUAUGUUGAGUUAGAUCUUUUAAAAGGAGCGUUUUUUUUUAUAAAUAUGUACUUAAAUGUAUCUAUUUUUUUUCUAUUUUACUUUUUUUCUAUGUGUGUCUGUGAUGUGUGUCUGUGAUGUGUGUGAAGGAUGCUGUAUGUGUGUUUGUGUGUGAAGGGAGUAGUGUGUGUGUAAAAAGUUGUGUGUGAAUGGUGCUGUGUGUGUGAGGGGUGCUGUAUGUGUAUGAGGGUGCUGUGUGUGAGGAGUUCAAUGUGUCUGUUAAGAGUUCUGUGUGUGUGAGGGAUCAGUGUGUGUGUGUGAGGGUUGCAUUGAUUGUGUGUGUGAGGGGUGCAGUGAUUGUGUGUGUGAGGGGUCAGUGUGUGUGUGAGGGGUGCAGUAUGUGUGUGAAGGGUGCAGUGUGUGUGGGGGGGCACAGUGUGUGGAAAAAGUUGUGUGUGAAUGGUGUGGUGUGUGUGAGCGGUGCGGUGUGUGUGAGGGGUGCAGUGUGUGUGCGAUGCAUGUGAAAGGGGGCAGUGUGUGUGUGAGUGGGGGCAGUGUGUAUGUGUGAGUGAGGGGGCAGUCAUAUUGUGUGUGUGUGUGUGUAGGGGGGCAGUCUGUGUGUAUGGGGGGCAGUCUGUGUGUGUGAGAGUGGGCAGUCUAUGUGUGUGAGUGGACAGUCUCUGUGUGUAUGCAUGUGUGAGAGUGGGCAGUCUGUGUGUGUGUGAGAGGGGGCAGUAAGUCUUUGUGUGUGUGUGUGUGUGAUAGGGGGGCAGAUUGUGUUUGUGUGGGGUGUAGUGUGUUUGUGCGUGAAGGGUGCCUAGGUUCCAUGCUGUGUGUAUUUGGGUGAGAUGUGAAAAUCUAUCUUAAUGUCUCUCCCAUUAUGUCCCCCCUUCUUCUUACCUUUUAACGGGGAGGGGAGAUGUAAUGCUGAAAGUCCUGGUGGUCCAGUGGUGGCAUGUUAACUUUAGCCUGCAACUCCUUCGGGCUGCAGGCUGACUCUCUUGCCCUCCUACAAGCACAGCACUGUAUCAGAGUGUUGCCAUGGUAGCAUGCAGCAACACUCCAACUAGCCUGCUAGCAGGAGGAACACGGAGCCUCCCAGGACCUUCCCUCCCUCUGCUGAAACUAAGUGCCAGCGGGCCAGCGGGCCAGUGAGGGAGAAGGCUUACAGCAAGGCUGGCUCUGCAUGGGCUGGCAGGGGAGAUGAAAGGAUCUCCCCUGCCAGUCAUGGUCCACAGCCAUCGAGGCCACCGGGCGUUUUCUGUAAAACCCACCACCGCCCACCUGAAAUUCCAAACCACCCACUAGGGACAAGGUUGACUACCCAUGCUCUAGAGCCUUUCAUAUUUACAUAUUUUUAAAAAUAUUUCUUAUGUUAGAUUAUUACUCACAUUGUUACACUCACUGCCUUGUCAUUUCUAAUUAUCUUUGUUAUAACUGUAUUACUGUUACUUAUUCUGAUAUAAAUAUAGCCAUUCUAAACCACUUCUGUUUUAUUUGUGAGAACCUGAAUUUCUCAAGAAUAUUGUAUACAAACUGGAAUUUAAUUAAAAAUAUGUAGGAACCAAGUCAUGUAUUUCUUUAUUUAUCUGAAUUAUUUGUGAAAUUACUAUUUAUUGUGUGAAAAUAGCUUUAUUUUCUAAUGUUCCAGCCAGUUACAUUAAGCCAUUAUUUUAAACUAAAAACAGAGAAUAUAAGAACUCUGAAAAUAGACAAACGCUUAGUUAAAGGACCACUAUAGUGCCAGGAAAACAUACUCGUUUUCCUGGCACUAUAGUGCCCUGAGGGUGCCCCCACCCUCAGGGUCCCCCUCCCGCCCGGCUCUGGAAGGGGGAAAGGUGAUUAAACUUACCUUUUUCCAGCGCUGGGCGGGGAGCUCUCUGCCUCCUCUCCUCCUCCGAUCCUCCUCCUGGGCUGAAUGCGCACGCCUUUAACUAAGCUGAAGUGGUCUGGGUGCCUAGAGUGGUCCUUUAAACUCAAUAGCACAUGUAAAUCCCCACUCAGGUCUCAUAACAGUUUGUGCUCGCUUGUGCAAUUACAGAGAGAACCUAUGCCAUUUGCAUAUCAGACUGGUCCAGCUUAUAUGGGCAGUCCAGAUCCAAAAUACUGGUAAGUUCCUUCUGCACAAGAAAUACAGCAGCAAUCAUUCCAGCCUUCUUUGGGCCCCAUCAGCGCGGUGUAGCUGAUACCCCUCUAAGCACAGUGAGACUGGGAUCCAUGUCUAGAUUACCCAUUUAACUUAGGGAGAGCAACAAAAACAGACAACAUUGGAACUCUGAUAGCAAAAGCUUAGGAAAUAAUUUUCCCUUCAGUAAAUCCCCACCCAGGUCUCAAAAUAGUUUUUGCUCACUUGUGCCAUGACAGAGUCAACCUAAAUCAUUUGCAUAUCAGAUUGAUCCAGACUAUAAAGGCAGUCUAAAUCCAAAAUGCUUGACAUUUUCCUCUGCAAGAGAGACACAGCAGCCCUGGGCGAUCGUUUUGGCCAUUUAUGGGCCUCGUUAGUGAGGUGUAGCUGCUACACCUUAUUUGAAACUAAGUGAAUGUGCAAUCAGUGGUUCCAUCAUUGUCUCCAUUGAUGUAGAGAUAAUACUGGAUCACUUUAUUCUACAGGAAACGUGCCAGCAAGAUUAAUGGCAGAACAAAAGUUGAAGGUACUUUACAUGUUUCAUGCCUUGUGGCACUUUGUCAGAGAAACAAAUUGUUACUACCAACCACAGUGCAUCUCCAUGCGUGUCAAACUCCUGCAAGACUUGCCUGAUUUCACUAAAGAUGUAUCCCGGCAAUUCUUGUGGGAUGUACUGUAAUUGGCUGAUUAUUCAAGGGGAUGGAGUUUUUUAACAUGUCCUCAGGCCUUUAGAGGGGACAGUCAUGGCACUGCAAAAUGUCUGUUCUUCUGGAGAGUGCUGAUGACUUUAAUGCUUCUUCAUGGUUAGAGAAUGAGUCAGAGUGUUGCUGCGAGUUACCAUAGUACACUUUUGCACAUUCAAUAAGAGUUCCUGGAAAGGAGUGUUUGCCCAUAAGUGGGGAAGAGUAUGUUUGACACCACUGGACCACCAGGGAGCCAUUAUUCUAAUUACAAAACUGGUUAGCAGCAUAUAACUACCCCCCCUCAAAUACCACCCAUAUAUUCAACCAACGCACUCAGCCAACUCUACCCCACACACACACACACACACACACACACACAGAUAUAAAGAUAUAGAUAUAUAGCCUGGAUAGUCCAGUGGUUUCAUUACUACCUCAGAACUGGCAAAUUUUAGCAAAUAAUUCAAUGGUACAACACACUUCAAAGAAACUCCAAAUAUUGGUGCUUGUGUCAUAAAUAAGGUUCCCGUUCCACCGAACCCCCUCAGUAAUUAAAAAAUAAAUGAAGCCGUAAGCACACAGCAAUAAGACGUAAUGGUGUUUUAUUAAGCUAUCAAACAUGAAAAGGCAACUUUUCACCAUCAUAUGUGUAUUUGAUGCUGCAACUUUGCUUUUUCAAGUUUGAUGGCUUAUUAAACCACCACUAUGCCUUAUUGCUGUGUACUGAUGACUUGGUUCAUUUUUAGACUUGGAAAACCCAGGUUUAAAUCCUGGUGAGACCACCUCAGCAGUAAGUGUCUAUCAGGGUUCUUACCUGAGGUUGGAGUUUGAAGCGCAGAUAUGUUUGCUCACCCUUGCAGAUAGACACAGUCCAAGGUGACCAGGUAAGAAGCCACCUGGACUGUGAAUCUGUGCACGGGGGCUGUGCAGGAAAGGUGAUUCCAAUGCAGUACCGACAAGGACACAAACAGCAGGAAAGUCGAGGGAUAGCCAAAGUCAAAGGAUGCCAGAGGUUAAGAUAAACGAAGUGUAGCCAAAGUCAAGGGAUGCCAGAGGUCAGAAUAAAUGAAGACAGAAGCCAGGGUUAAUAUGGAAUACAAGUUCAGGAGACUUGAAAACAGGAACUGAACACAUAAACCAGGAUCAAAGACUUGAUAAUGUUCCCAGGGUGAGGCAGUGCUUAUAUACACAGCUGAUGACUGAUCUGUCUCAGGUGAAGCACGCGCAAGGACCACAGAAUAAGUCCAACCCCCCGUGCUGCAGACAUAGCCAGGUAGAACAGGGCUAGAACUACUCCAAAGAAUAGGAACUGCUGUGGCUGAAAGGCAGUAUAGCAGACCCAGGACAGCAAAUAACCCAGGUUAUAAUCCCCUGUUGGACACUUCAUGGGCGGCUACGCCUGUCCGUCUGUAUGUCACAGUGUAUAGCGCUGCAGAAUAUAUUGGUUCUAUAUAAAUGCUAUUAAUAAUGUAUCUAUAUGUUUAUAUCUAGUUAUAUGACAUACAGAAUUCACAGCGGGAGUGGGUCCCUGAGGGUGGGGGCACCCUCAGGGCACUAUAGUGGUCCUUUAAUAUAUGUACAGGAGCCUCUUAUUAAAGUUCCUGGACUCAAGCUUUUAAGAGUAGCAGAGUGUAACUCACAUCAACACUGGGUUGAAAAAAUUUGAAUGUUUCCCCAAUUGAGCAUUUCGGUCUCCACCUCAUUAGUCACCCCCUCCCACCCCACCCCCAUUAGUAACUGUCUUCCCUUAUCCUUUCUAGAUGUCUUGUCACAUGGGAUCUAUUAGUCUCAGACUCAGUCUCUAUCAAUAUUUUGAAUUACUCUGCGGUUUCAACUGAUCAUAGAAAGCUCUAGAAAAGGAAACUGGUAGAUAUAAAUAUGUAUACUAAUUUGAAAGAAGACAUUUUAUUGAAACUAUUUAGAUACAUGACCUGAGGCAUAAAAAAAAAAUACAAGUUUUGUUUCUAGAGAAAUUGAAACUUAUCUUUACAGUUCACAGUUACAUGCUAAGUGAGGCCUAUAUAGUUUGAGAUUUAACUCGUUUUUUGUUUUUUUGCAAUUAUCUCUGAGCAAUGCACGGUCUGACCUUGGGGUGAAUUUGCUGGGACAUCCACUCCUGAGAAGAUUGGCAACUGUCUUGAAUGUUUUCCCCUUUUGAAUAAUCUUUCUCCCUUUAGAAUGAUGGACUUUAAAUUGUUUGGAAAUGGCCUUACAACGCUUUCCAGUAUGAUGGGCAGAAACAAUUGUGUCUCCAAGAUCUUUGCUGGUGUAUUUCCUUGUUAUCAUUGUGCUAACACAAACUUGACUGCUACAGACUAGCAAACUGCUAAAACUUCAGCUUUUCUAGAGAUGGUCCCACUUGCUGAUGGUCAAUUAAUCAGGGGCAUUUGAUUAGCAGCAACUGUCUGCUACUUAGCCUGUUAAUUCCUAUGGAAGCAGUAAGGUUGUACUAAGUCCUUUAAGUCCUGCAAGUUGCGAGGUGGAGUCUUCAUGGAUCAGAUUUGUUGUUCCAGUACCUACCACAAAAGCUCAAUUGGAUUGAGAUCUGGGGAAUUUGGAGGCCAAAACUUGAACUCUUUGUCAUGUUCCUUAAACCAUUUGUGAACAAUUUUUGAAGUGUCAGUGCAUUAUCCAGCUGAAAGAGCCUGCAUCCUUUAGGGAACACCAUUGCCAUGAAGGGUGUAUGUAGUGUGCAACAAUCUCUAGGUAGGUGGUACGUGUCAAAGUAACAUGAAUGAAGAAAUUUGUUUUAUGUAAAUUAAUUUCAUUUUUAAUGUUUCCCCUCUGGGGUCUCAGACAGCAGAGUCGGCACUAACAUUAUAAUGCUAUAUCUGUUGUGACCCCCUUCAGCAGCAUGAAGUGCUGGGCAUAUAUCCCUAUCAGGCCCUGCUCUACUUUCAUUACAGAUCUGCACCUCCGAUUAGGAACUGAACUGCCCUCUGCUGAUAUUCCCAGUCAGAGAACAGAAGGGAGUAUUUAUACAGGACUUGUUUUUUUUUUUUUUGUAUUAGGUAAAUAUGACAGUUUGCACGGAGCCCUCGCCGGGAGAAGACAAAUUAUAUUUUUCGUCGGGAAUUAUUUUAUUUUCCAUCAUGGUUUUUUUUUUAGCACUCGUUUUUUAUUUUAUUUAAUUAGUUCGACGCAAAUUAUGCAUUUUUGUUUGUUGUGUUUUGAGGCUGAAAAAAUAAGUUGGGGAAAAAAGAAGACAUCUAAUGGCAAAUAUUAAUUUUUUAAUUUACAGGUGGUAAGUUUAUUGCCCCCACACUAUUAUUAGGGUGAGGGGGCGUAGGUAGGGUAUUUGUUUAUUGAGGGGUGACUAGGGUCUUUGUGACCCCUAGUCAUGAAGAGGGGGGAUUAUUUUUCUAAUUAGCCCCCACCCGUCGCCAAUAGGGAGCCUUGGGGGGGCAAUAGCCCCCCCAUUAUUAUUAUUUAAGGCCCCCACCCGUCAUUAAUGGGUGGUGGGAUUGCGGGGGGGGGGGACACACUAGGUCCUUAAAUUAGUUUAAUAGCCCACACUCGCAGGGCACCGGUUGGGGCAUGGGGUGACACUAUGCCCCACAGUUAAGUGCCCCACCAUGGGAACAUUUGGAUUAGUGACUGGGCAGCAAUAGGUGCCUAGUGGCUAGUCUUUCUUUAUAACAGUGAGUAGCCACUGGAUUUAACCUCCCUUAUACUACUAUGGGGUCAAACUGACCCCACAGGGUGAUGGGCAUAAGGGGAUUUAGGAAGCUGCAGGGAUCAUAGCUCCCCACUGCUUCUAUUUUUAAAUAUUAACAGAGGGCCGGUCGCGGCACUUUUCAUGUGAAAAGUGCUGCAGUCGGCCUGUGGCAUACAACAAAUUGCUGCCCGUGGUGGACCAUACCCCCGCCCCCCCUUGCUACGCCACUGCUCACAAGGUGCAGAUGAAGAUUAUUUGUAGUUUUGCUGUAGUUAUUUGUAGUUAUAGUGAUCUGCAAGCUAAAUGGCCUUACCCUUAGAAAAUGCAACAUCACUGAAAGAACUUCUGAAAUGAAAGAUGGAAGCGCAUCUGAAGAAGAUAGAUUUGGCUACAAUGGUCCUUUCUUCUGUCCUGCGGCCAGUGAAGACUUAAAACCUAAGCCUGGAGAAAAAUUUUGCAAAUGACUUUGACUAACCUCAUUAAUAACAUUAAAGUACCUGAUGACUUGUCAUGAAACUUCCAUGUGUAACCGCAAGUGGUACCAUAUUACUUCUAUAACGUCUCAAUUGCCUAAAAUUCAGCAGGACUGACCUUACAAGUAUCUUGGCAACAAUGUUAUAUAGACAGUCAAGGUUUCUCUACUCAUAUCAUAUAAAUAAUUAAGAAUACAAUAAAAAUAUGGAUUUGGAAGCAAUCAUUAUUUUGUCUUUAUAAUAUUUUUUUUUUGUAUAUAAAUGAAUAUAGAAAGUAUGUAAAAACCUCAAAUAGGUGCGAUGGUGAGGUUCCUAGUGCUUUUUAGAUCCGGGUAUGGCAGCUGGUACUUCCCAAACCAAAGUCCAUUCUAUCUGGCCAUAACUAGGUAUACACAUCAGGAAAGGGUACAGGAUAGCAGCGUCUUCUGGAUGUCCUCAAAAUUUUUGUGGAGCUUAUGCUCAAAGAAAACAAAGAUAAUAGAACCAAUUACAUAAAACUGCUGACGCGUUUCACCCAAAGGGGCUUUUCCACAGUGUGAAAAAGCCAUUUUGGGUGAAAGGCAUUAGUGUUUUUAUGUCAUUUUAUUAUCUUUGUUUUAAAUAAAACAAUUUUUUUACCUUACUUGGACCUUCCUGAUUUUAUCCAUGAAGAUUUUAUCCGGAGGAGCCACACUUUUUACCUCCUUGGUCGGGGGAAACCACAUACGCUACACAGGGUUGAGCAAAAAAAAUUUGUGUUUUUUUUGCUUUCCUUAUGUGAGUAUACCUUUUUUUAUUUUGCUUUUACAACAACAAAAUGGAGAGCACUAUUUUUCUGUCUUUAUUUUCAUUUUAUGUAAUUGGUGAAUAUCUGUGACAAUCUGUGACAAGGUAUGUAUUGAUGCUAAAUGUGCUCUCAUGGAAAAAUCCCCCAUGAUUAUAUUUUACAUUGAUUAUAAUAUUAAAUGCUACCAACAUGUAACAGUCUACAUUAGUGGUGUCAUCAAUGGAUAUAUCAUUAUUACUCUGUGAAUUACGUUCCUGUCCUAUCAGAAAUCAUUUAUUCUAAGUUAUCUCUUCCAAUUUCAGAUCCCCUUCCUCCUAUAUCUGCUUUUUGUUUUCAAGGUCUCUUAUUCAUUUCAAACUCAGGGAUGUUUGCUCCCUCUCAAUCUAAACAUUUCAAUUUUAUUUGGAGGGAAAUACCCAUGAAUGCUCAACACUUUAACUGGUCCUUGACUCUGAACUAUCAUUUACAAGGAACCAAACCAAGCAGCAAAUCCACAGGGGGGUAUCAUACCAUCGAGGCGCAUAUAUAUAUAUAUAUAUAUAUAUAUAUAUAUAAAUAUAUAUCUUGAGCUGAACAUAAUCUCCAGAACAUUUUUGAGGACACCCAGAAGGCGCUGCUUUCCUGUACUCUUUCCUGACCAAUAUGUAAAAACUUAAUAAUCAUAAUAAUUAAAGCAGAGUAAAUAAAAUUAAAUGUAUAUGCUUGUAAUAUAAGUAAAAUAAAAUCACAUGCCCUCCUGAUCGUUACUGUUAAUCUCUCGUUCUUCUGUUAAUACAGCAGCAAAAUCACGCUCUCCCAAUUCUCUGUCAACUAACUAAAAAUUUGAGUUAUUAUAGAUUUUAGAUAAAAAAUAAUUCUGUUUAGUUCGGGGCAGGAAAAAUACCAUAAAAUACAUUAAACCAGGUAACUGCAGUUUACUUAUGGGGAAACUGCAGCCAAUCAACAAAAAAUAAUUAACCUUAAGUCUUGGUUUCUUGGCACAUAGACAAGGCCAUAAUGAAAUAAUGCGGAACCUGACCUUGCGUUGCAAGACAAAAUGGCAUCUAUAGUCUAAACAUUUUACUUACGAAGCUGGGCGUGAAGCCAGUUUGAUAACAAAAUGAACACAGUAGAAGCUACAACAUUUUUCAUUGUAAGUAACAAAGGGGGGGAACCUGUCUUUUUUUUUUUGCAAGGGCCCAUAACACCCUCUCCUUUAACUGUGGAUUUCUUUGCACAAUAAAAAUGGCAAUUUUUUAUUUUUCAGGACCAACUUUACAUUUUAUGAAUAAAUUAAUAGCAUUUGCCAACACAUUGCCUUAAGGGACAUGGGUCUCGUUAUAGUGUAUGUUAUGUUAAUACAGCAAUCCAAAUGGCAUCUUGGGAACGCCUCUUUUUGCUGGUAUCGGAAUCUUGGUAACACCUCUACUUCUCGCUGGUAGACUUGCAACGACAUUGGACGCUGGGUGCCAUUAACAGGUAAAAUCUGCAGAAAAACUUUACAUUUGUUAUACUUUGUAUAAUAAUGAGAGAUGGAAUAGUUAAUGUUUCUAGUGUUUUGUUUUAGGGACAAACAACCUUGCACAUGGUUUAGCUAUAUAAGGAUUAUUGGAAUCAGCAAAGCAUUUUUUCCAUUUGUUCACAGUGAUAUGUAAAGUUACAUUUCUCUUGUAAAAUUAAAAUUUUAAUAUUUGUUUUGUUUCACUUGUCUCGGAGACAUUUUGUGGGAUAUUAGCUGCAAAGAUAUGGCAUUAUUCAUUCGUUUGUGUUCUCCUAGGGAGACAAAUUAGUUUCCAAGUUGCAAUCAGUAAAAAUAGAACUAUAGUUAUUAUUGGCUUAAAAUAUCGAAAACCACCUCAAAAUGAUCUCAAUAACAUUGUUACCAAUGUUUGAUUAAGUUUCAUCCACCAUUUUAAAAAAAUGGCCUAAUGUAGGUAAAAUAUUACACUGGUGUCUAGCACCCUCUGGUGCAUUUUUAGGAUAUUCCGGUAUCUGCACUUUAUUUGGUUAGAGGAAAGUAUCUGCACUAUAUAAUAGUAACCAAUCUUCCAGCUCUAUAAAUUAGUAUAAAACCUCACACGUAAAAUAAAGGAGAGAAUAAAAUCUUAGGCUGGUAAAUUUAUUACAUAUAGAAAACAUAAAAACACACUCACAAAGGUAAUGGCACAAAUCUGUUGAAAAUGUGCAAAUCUGCUUUUUGCAAUUCUUAUACUAUGAUAAUAAUAAUAAUAAUAAUAAUAAUAAUAAUAAUAAUAAUAAUAAGUUAUAAUUAUUACUUGGUUAUAGACUCUCCUCUAUGUGCCAUAUCCGCCUGUCCCAUAUUUCUCAGACAUUCCUGCCUGUCCUUUUUGAAGUGCCUGAAUUGACUCCCAUCUUUUCUGAUAGUGAACAGAAAUCUGCACAAGUAAAGCUAUACUAGCCUAGUUAUGACUAUAGCUGAACUGUAGAUUUCAAUUCAGAUUUUAAUUUGCUGCAAUGUGUGGAUUUAGUGAAUAACCCUUACAGUCUUCCUGUUUGUUAACGAAAAGACAAACAAAAAAACAACCGAACAGGCUGGUGGGUAUGUUAGGGUGGAAAAGACAGAUCAAGAGAACCUUAAAACUGCCCAGACUGUUGGUUUUUGAGGAAUCCCUAAACUAAGCAAUUUCUAGUAAUUUGACAACCAAUACACAGCAUUUAUUGAAUAAACAUCUCUGUGUAAAGUAGAGGAUUAGUUCAGGUCUGCUAUCUUGACCUUGCUUUUUGACAGUUUGUUUAGUGAAUAUACUAUUUUGUUUCUGCCUGUUGGGACAAAAAUAUAGAACAAACAAAAUUUAGAAAGAAAAGAUACACAAAGGUAAAAACUUAAAAAGUGUCCCCCACUUCCCUUUUGUUGCAAUACCUGCACCUGUUGCGCACCCUCAACAUUCCUGUUGUAACCCUAGUAUCGUGCAUCAUUCCAAGGGGCCCGUUACCAUGGCAUUAUUUGAGCAUCAUCCAACCUGCACAUUUUGGCGCAGCAGGAAUGAUGACUAUCCCUUUGUAAUUUUUUCUACCAUUAUACUGUAUAUCCUGACACCCUCUCUUCCAAUUCUUCUCACCCCCACCACAUAAAUAAAGCAAAUGUAAUUAUUUGGUGAUGUGAUUCAUUUGCUGAAAUCUCCAUGUUCUAGGUUUUAAGAAAAGAAAGGCAUUAUCUCGUAAUCCACCUGAGAAAAGUAUUUCCUGAUAUUGUGCACAGUCUGCGCUGAUAACUGUAAGAGGUAUGUAUUGAUGCUAAAUGUGCUCUCAUGGAAAAAUCCCCCAUGAUUAUAUUUUACAUUGAUUAUAAUAUUAAAUGCUACCAACAUGUAACAGUCUACAUUAGUGGUGUCAUCAAUGGAUAUAUCAUUAUUACUCUGUGAAUUACGUUCCUGUCCUAUCAGAAAUCAUUUAUUCUAAGUUAUCUCUUCCAAUUUCAGAUCCCCUUCCUCCUAAAUCUGCUUUCUGUUUUCCAUGUCUCUUAUUCAUUUCAAACCCAGGGAUGUUUGCUCCCUCUCUAUCUAAAGAUUUCAAUUUUAUUUUGCUCAGUCCCAUGCUCCAGCUCACCAUCCCUUUCAUUCAUAUCAGCUUCAUUAGAGGAUGCAUAAUACAUUAAUACAAAUGACUUUUAUAUAUAGUAUAACACUGAAAGAAAUUCAGAAUGCACAAACUGUGAUACUAUUCUAUCUUCUUUUACUACAAUAAGAAGCAUUUUAAAGUAGGAGAUUACAGGGAUAUAAUAGACUUUUUUUUUUUUAAUUCUGUAUCUAUAUUCACAGGCGUACAAUAAAGAUCAUAACAGUAGGUACAGUAACACUGUGUAAAAUAAGUAACCAGAAGAGAAAAAAAUUAAUGCUAUUGUUGGUCGUGUCCCACUAUGGGUGGCAAGACAUCACGCAGAGGACAAUUUUGUGAAGCUCUAGUAAUCGCCCAAAAGUUAUAAGCUGAUAAUGGGCUUGAUUUAAUUAUAUUGGAUACGUAUUUCUAAUUAUUAUUAUUAUUAUUAUUAGCACCAACAUAUUCCGCAGCACUUUACAAUUAUAAAAUGGGGAUAAUUAACAAGUAAAUAACAUACGCAAUGUAACAGAGAGAAGAUGUGAAGAAGGCCAUGCUCAAACGAGCUUAAAACAUAUGAUCACCCAAAGACUCUGGGAACCAUGGGACAAUAGCAUAGUGGGCUCCAGUGAGGACAGGUAGGACUGAAUAUGAGAGUAGAUGCGGACUAGCCAUGGAGAUCCCCUUUUCACGAAGAACAUAACUAUAGCAUUAUAAACAGAGGAACCCUCCAACAUCCCCCAUCUUCUUCCCCCCCAUCUUCACUCUACCUCUUCCAGAUGCUAUAUUUUAUCUCUAUUUUCUUCCUUAGAACUUUCUAUCCUUUCUUUCUUUGUUGUUUUCUUUUUUGUUGUUGUUUUUUUGUGCUUCCCUACCUUUCAAGGGAAGGAUUCUCUCCUUUUUAAUUUUUCUUCAAUUUAUCCCAGGCAUGCUCAAAAUAAUGAAGGAAUAAGGAAACCCAAGGGCUAAUGGGCAGUUGUUAAGAUAAGGAUCCUUAUGUUUGUCUGAAUGCCGGUUUAAAAAACACAAAAACCCUCGAUGGAAGACACGUCUCAAAGGAGUAAAGAAUUGGUAUCAAAUGGUUCACCGGAAGCGCAUUAUGUUUUCCAUAAAUAAUACUUAUGUUGGCUUCUGCAUAAGCCCAAAAUUUCAACGUACACUUGUCAUUCCUAUCGAGUGACAAAUAAAGGAUAAAAAAACCAAAACAACAUAUUAUUACAAUGAGGUAUUCUAUUUAUUCUAUAAAAAUCCUUGUAGACUUAAAUGGUAACUUCUGUACAUAUAUCAUUUGGAAAAUUUUUACAAGAAAUAUUGAUCAUUUGAAAACUUAUCCAAAAUAAUUAAAAUGAGGCCUAAGAAAGAGUCCAGAGACUCUGAUAGGGUAUCAUUUGGCGAUGAGGGACCUUGUCUGACUUUCUCAUCAGAUAUUGUUUUUUGAAUAAUAAAAUGAGCUUUCCAUCCAUCUGCCCACCUGUCCUGAAACACAUAGUUACAAAUAUUUAUUCUGCCCAUGUGUGUUCAUUUUGGUUCCUUUAUAAAUACAUUCAGAACUUCAUCCCUAUUAUCUCCCUAAUAUUAGCUCUAAUAUUCUAUAUGUAUAAACAGUGAAUUAGUCUAUAUGUAUAAACAGUGAAUUAGUCUAUUCAUCUCCAAUUGAUAGCUCAUGUGGAUUGUGAUAGCUGUGAGCAGAGAGGUGCAAGGUGUACCCAGGCACAAUCUAAUGAAGGGUCAAUUUGCCAGCCCUCCUUAUACCUCAUUUAGAUGUCUAUCUGCACUUUUGAAACAUUGUAAAUUAAAUAAUUGCUGGUAAUUAGCAAAACAACCCCACAUUUAAUUUUGAUAUUUCAUUUUUAUUAAUUUUGUCUGAUUUUAUUAUUCAAUAAAUGUUGGUCUUUUAUAAAACAAAACUUCACUGUGUGCACACCCUAAUAAAAUGUGCUGAGCAUAAAUAAAUUAUGCAUUUUACACUAAUUAUAUAUUACGUUACACUCUCUGUACUUAGCUGGACAACUCUUUAUCUGUUGCUUUUCAGCCCGGCACCAUCACUCCAUCACACUUUUUCUCUCUCUGAGUAUGUUAUCAUUGUUUUACAGGAACAAAGUAUUUCUUUUGAGGUGUGGGAUAGAGUAGUGGUAUAAUGCUUUUAUACCAAAAUAUAUUUUUACAGAGUUUUCGUAUAAAUUUAAUGUAGUUUAAAACAAAACGCUAUACACUUAAAACACUUUUGCUUGCUGAAAUGUUUUAUGUGUGAAGAGUGCAUCCGCUUUUUUUCAAUUUACAAAAAGUGCAGAUUUUUAUAGUAACUGGCACUUUCAAAAAUUAACAUUGUUACACCUCCCUGGCUGUCAGACAGACAACAGGUCAUGUUACUUCCUGGUUGUUUAGCUCAAUGAAGCUAAACUCAAGAGGCAGCAAUUACCAAGAGCACCUGCCAUGCACAGACUUCUCAUUGAGCUGCAUUCUGAAGUCUGUGAUUGGACAGCCACAUAAAGUCUGGGAGGGUUAAAAGGGGAGGGCUCACAAAGGCUGCAGACAAGAGAUCUGAAACUUUUGCAAGCUGUAUUUAGAUAUACCUCAAAUGGGAAAAAAGGCACAAUUAAGUGUAUACAUCUUUUAACUGGGGGUACAUCUACUAAACAUGAUUUUUUUUCUUUUGUAUUUGGGCUGCAAAUUGUUCAAGAAAAAAAAAUAUGACAACUCAAAAAAAGCUUGAAAAUUGCUGAAUAUUUUGAGACUAUACAGUUUCUGUUUGUACUGAGCUUCUAAUGAUGCGCUCGCUCCAUGCUUUCUAAGGACUGUCCCCUAACACUCACUUGUCCACUCCUCUCCUCAGUGGCGUCUCUAGGAUUCAUUUUUAGGGGGGGCACAUGGAGGGCCAGGGACAAAAGUAGGGGGGCACAUUUAACCCCGCCCUCGCCACAGUUUGACCCCGCCCCUGUCGCAUGUUAAGCCCCGCCCCCGACACAAUGUGUUUUGUUUUUUUAAUAAUCCCUGGUGGAGGAUUCAUUAUUUUCCACCAGGGAUUAUUAAAAAAACAAACACAUUACCCUUGAUACAAUGCCAUAGUUGCCAACAUUUGAAAAAAAAUUCCAAGGACAUUUUGCAGCACAGCUAUCAAUUACAGUCAGUGCUCUCUGUAUAAUACAGGGUUGUGUGUAUAAUAAAUUGGGACACUCAGUGCUCCCUGUAUAGUGCUGCUCUCUGUAUAAUACAGAUCUGUUUGUGUAUAAUAUCCCAAGACAGAGAGCAGCACUAUACAGGGAGCACUGACUGUCCCGGGAUAUUAUACAGGCACAGGCCUGUAUUAUACAGAGAGCAGCACUAUACAGGAAGCACUGACUAUCCCGGGAUAUUAUAUACACACAGAUCUGUAUUAUACAGAUAGCUGAGCAUAUACCCCAUGUCCCAAUCUCUAGACUACUAGUACCUGUCAACAGCAGCUCCCAGACGCGUGUAACAGGGCUAAAGUGUGCGGCAGCUCACACAGAUGAUUCAGCGGUAAAGUGCACUCGCUGGCAGAGCCAAAUUGGGAAUCCAAAGCAGCCAUGGAAAAAAAAUGUAUGCCAUUCCUACAAGUCAAAAUAUAUAUAUAUAGUACAGUAAGCACACAAGCUCACUGACAUGCGCAAAUAGGCUUACUGACAGACAAAACUCUCUGACUCACACACAAGCUUACUACAGACAAACUAACUUGUAUAAACAGAAGGCUCACUACAAAGAAGUUCAGGGACACACACAAGCUCACUAAAGACAAGCUCACUGACACACACAUGCUCACUAAAUAGAAGCUCACUGACACACACAAGCAGUACCAUUUUAACAGAGUUAAGGGCCCCUGGGCAAAGCAAUGCACUGGGGCCCUUCCUACACAAUAACUCACAGGAAUUUUAAUUAUUGAUAGACUGCUGAGUCCAUACACACACACACAGACUGCUGAGUCCAUACACACACACACACACACACACACAGACUGCUGAGUCCAUACACACACACAGACUGCUGAGUAAAUACACACACACAGACUCUGCUGAGUCCAUACACACACACAGACUGCUGAGUCCAUACACACACACACACACAGACCGCUAUGUCCAUACACACAUAUACAUACACACACACAGACUGCUGAGUCCAUGCACACACACACACAGACUGCCGAGUCCAUACACACUCACAGACUGCUGAGUAAAUACACACUCACACACACACACAGACUGCUCAGUCCAUACACACACACACAGACUGCUGAGCAGUGGCGGAUCCAGAGCCUGAUCUCGGGAGGGGCACUUGUAGAUUAUUUAAAGAAAUAAUCCAGACACAAUAACCACUACAGCUCAGUGUAGUGGUUAUGGUGUAACCAUAGCAGUGUAUGUCAGGGAUGCAGUGUAUGUAUGGGACAGUAUGUGUGUGUAACAGUUGCAGUGUGUGUGUGUGUGAGUAUUGCAGUGUAUGUGUGAGUGUGGGCAAUGUGUGUGUAUGGGGCAGCAGUGUGUGUGUAUGGGGAGCAGUGUGUGUGUAUGGGGAUAGUGUAUGUGUGUAGAGUGUGUGUGUGUGUGUGUGUGGUGGGCAGUGUGUGUGUGGUGGGCAGUGUGUGUGUGUGUGGUGGGCAGUGUGUGUGUAUGGGGGGGUGCAUGCGUGUAGGGGGGAGCAGUAUGUGUUUAGGGGGAGCAUUAUGUGUAGGGGGCAGUAUGUGUGUAUGGGGGGGCAGCAUGUAUAUGGGGGCAGUAUGUGUAUAUGGGGGGCAGUAUGUGUGUAUGGGGCAGUGUGCGUGUAUGGGAGCAGUAUGUGUGUAUAAAGGUAUGUGUGUAUGGGGGGCAGCUGUGUGUAUGGGGGCAGUAUGGGGGCAGUGUGUGCAAGGGGCAGUGUGCAUGGGGGCAGUAUGUGUGUGUGUAUGGGGGGGCAGUGUGUGUGUAUGGGGGGCAGUGUGUGUGUAUGGGGGGGCAGUGUAUGUGUAUGGGGGCAGGGGGGCAAUGUGUGUAUGGGGGGCAGUGUGUGUGUAUGGGGGGCAGUGUGUGUAUGGGGGCAGUAUGUGUGUGUAUGGGGGGCAGUGUGUGUGUAUGGGGGGCAGUGUGUGUAUGGGGGGCAGUAUGGGGGCAAUGUGUGUAUGGGGGCAAUUGCCCCGUUGCCCUCCCCCUGGAUCCGCCACUGCUUUUGAGUCCAUACACACACACACAGACUGCUGAGUCCAUACACACACACAGACUGCUGAGUAAAUACACACACACAGACUGCUGAGUCCAUACACAUACACACAGACUGCUAUGUCCAUACACACAUAUACACACACAGACUGCUGAGUCCAUACACACACACACAGACUGCUGAGUCCAUACACACACACACACACACACUGAGACUGCUGAGUCCAUACACCCCUGCUGCAGCCUACCUGUCACUGGAGGCUGUUGCUGGGGGUCAGGCAGCCAUCUUCUGCAGCAGCAUGGUCUGCUGCUUUACGGCGGGGGUGGGGCUUAUGUGCAGGAGGCAGGGCUUCAUUUGGGGGCGGGGCCUGUGCCGGGGAGCCUCCAGCCACAGACAGCCCCCAGCACCUCUCUCCUGCAUUCCCUAGGGCUGUUACACACUGUUACAUUCCGAGGUAAUAUAAUUUAAACACAUGGCCAGCAAGUUGCUGGCAUUUGGGGGGGCCAUGGCCCCCUUUGCCCCCACCCCUAGCGACGCCACUGCCUCUCCUUACCUUCUUACUAGCAGACAGAAGCUCCUGAUAUACAGUCUGGGACAGAGAAGUGAGUAUAGUAGAAAGGGAACAUGCCACAGUGUUAAAGAGACUGAACCAGCAAGAGCAUUUGCAUAGUGCGCGAAGUCAGCUUUACUAAUUUCAUUGUCAGCCAGUCUACACCAGUUUUGUUCCCCUACAUCCCUCUUAAGUUUCCAUACUCAAACAAGAGCAUGCAAGGAGUAGUAAAAAAAAAAAUGUUUUAUUAUUUUUUUCUCAAUGAGCCUAUUCCAUGAGCAUGGGCCUGGAGAUGCACAUGUAACAUGUUUUUAUCUUCUCUAUUGAGAUGAUUGAAUAAUAGUGAUAUGCUGUUUUGUUAUAGGAUGGCGUAUUAUGGGGAUUCUGAUGACGAUGAGAUUUGGGAAGAAGAGACCUUGCCAGACUUUCACGAACGAUUCCUCCUCAGUAAUAACAAGCCAAAGGAUGGAAAGCUCUAUACUAUGUUUCACGGCACAACCUUGGAAGCAGCUCAAAAAAUCAUUGCACAUGGAUUCCAGCAAUCUACUGAUGGAAUGUUAGGGAAAGGGGUCUACGUGACCAGAGAUCCAGAAAAAGCUGAACGGUAUCCUCUGGGUGAUCAACGUUACCAGGUUAUCUUGAAGCUCAGAGUGAAUGUCGGUAGAGUUAAGAAGAUAGACUAUCAGGGUCAUCCUCUGCAGAAGACGUGGUAUAAAGAUUAUGACACAGCUUGGGUGCCUAAAAUGUGUGGUAUGGUUGAAAGUGGGUUAGAGGAAGACUGCGUAAGAAAUCCCAAUAGGAUUAAGGUGAUAGGUGUUGUAAAAGCUCCAGGAAAGUCCAAACCUCAUCUGGAGAGAAUGAUUUACAAUAAGAAUAAAAAGCGAUGAGAACAUACGAAUCAAAAAAUAAAUACAAAUCUGAUUUGGUGGGAUAUUUUUUGUUACGUAAAUUGCAGAAUUUACAACAGGUAAAUUUUUUACUUUUGUACAAAUUAAGAUAUGAUUUUGGGGUAUAAAUGAUAAAAUCAUGUAGUUACUGUUAAAUCAUUCAAUUUCAGUUUAAAAUGAUGGUAAUUUGCACAACCAUUCACAAUCCUUUUAUUGACAUGAGCUUUAUACUGCAUAUCUUUUUCAAGGCUUGAUCUAAGUGAAAUCCAUUGCACAACAUGAGAAUUGAAUGAAUAACUGAAUGUGUGAGAAUGAAGACGGCAAAAAUAGUGCAUCUCAGAACCGACACAACUGUCCCUCUGUAAACAUUUAAGUGUAUGAUUGCCUGUGUUUGGGUGAAAAAUAUAAUCAACUGGCACGGCUUUAUUAAUGCACUCCAAAAUGAUUAAAGGGAGAAAAAACUGAAACCCAAGUGUUUAAUAGUAUAUGAUGUACAACCAAUCAAUAAAUCAAUCAAUCAAUAAACCAAUCAAUGGAUAAAAGUGUGUUUGAAUAUAUAGACUUUUGUUGACUCUACAAUGUUUUAAAAUAAUUCUACAAACAUUGCUGCUUAUAUUCUCAUCUUCAAACAGUUAACUGAAUAAUAUGUUUUGUUUGUUGAUAAACCAGUCACAGUUUUGUUUCAUGGGGCAUUAUCUUGCUGAAUAUAUCCGUUAUCGUAUAAUACUGAUGGUUUGUGAUGUAGUAUUGUAAAUGAUCUAUAGGGGAUUCACAGGAUUCAAAUAUAUUUCCGCGUAUGGCAAAAUAACCUUUUUGUGUCAUAAAACCCCACUGCGCACUAUUGGACCAUUAAUUGCUAAGAAAGCAGCUAAGCACCAUAACCACUAAAGCUUGUAGUACAUAGUUACAUUAUAGAGAAUUCCACAUAGCUCUUACUGUAAAAAAAACCUUUUUUAGACAUUGUGUCCUAUGUAUAACCCUGUUUAUGAAAAGAUUUCCAGAUAAUGGUCCCCGAAUAUGUUUGUAUAAUGUUAUCCUAUUCCCUCUGUGGCGCCGUUUUUCCAAACUAAAGAGAUUUACAUAUUUUUACUUUUAUUUUCAUAACUAAAAUGCUCUAUUCCUUUUAUCAAUUUUGUAGCCCAUCGCUGCACUUUUUCUAGUGCCUUGAUAUCUUUCUUUAGAACAGGUGCCCAAAAUCGCUCUGCAUAUUUAAGAUGUGGUCUUACCAGUGAUUUAUAAAGAGGCAAAAUUAUAUUUUCAUCCUGAGAAUUAAAGCCCCUAUUUAUACAUGACAAAACCUUAGCAACUGCCUUAGCAACUACUGAUUGAUAUUGCUGCCUAACUUGUUGUCUAUAACAAUUCCAAAGUCCUUCUCGUGUGUUAUCUCUAAUUCACUACCAUUUAGGGUGUAAAUUGCUUGUGCAUUCUUUAUCCAGAAGUGAACAACUUUGCAUUUCUCUACUUUAAAUUUAAUCUGCCAUUUUAGUGCACAGUCCCCCAAUCUAUCUAAAAUCCCUGCUCACGUUUUAUUACUUUACAAAGUUUUGUAAAGUAAUAAAAUAGAAGCGGUCCCAAAACAGAACCCUGAGGAACACCACUUACCACUUUUGUCCAGCCUUAAAAUUUACCAUUAAUCGGGGGUGGGCUGGCAGCCUUAGGCCUGGGGGGCAAAACCAGUCAAGUGGCCCAUUGCACCACCAAAUCAGUGUAAUGGUGCCCACCUUUUCCUGGUUUUAUAACGUAUAUUGAUGUUAUGCUAAUCAGUAGCUCUUUGCCACACCCGCUCCUUCACGCCUCUGACUUUCAAUGUUGCCAGAGCGCAGGCUGAGAAUCUCUGAGCCUGUGCUCUGACUCACUAACUGAGCGCCGGAACCACGAGGGAGAGGAUAUGAUCUGACUGCACCUACUGCUGGUGUGCACCAGUGGACCACCAGCGAAUCGUUUAAAUUGAAUAUGCUGGUGUCCCCAACUUGUGAGCUGUGUUGGCCGCCGGGCGCCUCUAUUGUGAUGGCACCCUGCGUGACCGCACAGCUUGCACACCCCAAUGGCUGGCCCUGCUGACACACACUGAUGUUACUACUUAGAAAUCCCUCAAUAUUAAUACAGACAUCAGAGAAAACACCAAUAAACUGUGGAAACAGAGCUGAUCCCAUCCAAAUUUAUAAAGAUUUGCUUACUGGAUUUGUUGUAAGAUUAAAUCAUGCCUCCUCCUCUCUCUCUCUCCCAUGCGCUGCUCUGUAGGCUGGGAGUAAGUGAAGAGUAAUCACAAUCUCCCAGCACAGUGGCACGUGUGGCUGCAUGGGGAACAGCUGUAUUUGCCGCCCCCCAGGUGACAUCACAAUGCCCCACCUAUAUGAGCUGCCAUACGAACUAACGCCAGUGCUGCACACAGUGUGUGUUUACAUUAAAAAGCCUGCAGGGAUCGGCUAUAGACACUAGAACCAUUUCAUUAAGCUGCAGUCGUUCUGGGGACUAUAGUGUCCCUUUAAUGUGAGGUAAAUUAGAGAUUAGUGUCACUAAUAAUAUACUAGAUUGCCUACUUACAACCAGAUGAGGAUGAUGAUGGGCUGCAGUUUGGCUCCACUGGUCUGGAGUAGAACAGGAUCUCUGGAGGCUGUUUGCAACUGUGGUCAGAAAAUUCAAUGUUCUGGGAGAAUUGGAAGCAGCUCCAUUUUGUGGGGGUCCCUUACACAGCUCAAGGUCUGGGCCCCAGGGCCUGACAGUGAGUAUGCCCACUCAUAAGUCCACUUAUAUGUUCCACCCACCCAUGAGUUCGUUCACAGGGACUGGAGUGUGUAAGGGAUGUGUUAUGUGUUAUUGUAGAGGAUAUAAUAUGUGUGCUUAUGGUAUGUAGUGUAUAGGCAUACCAGUUUGUAUAGGUGAUGCAGUGUGACUGUGUGUAGUGGAAGCAGUGUGUAUUUGUGUAUAAGGGAUGUAUUUUGUGUUUCUGGUUGUGUGUAAGGGAUGCAUUGCGUGAAUCUGUGUUUGUAUGCAUUAGGGAUGCAAGUGUGUGCAUUGAGUGUGUGUAAGAGAUGCAUUGUGUUUCUGUGUGUAUGUAAGAAAAGCAGUGUGUGUGUUUGCAUGUGUGUGUGUAAGGGUUUGCAUUGUGUAUUUCUGUGUAUGUGUGCAAAGGAUGCAUUGUCUUUGUGUGUAAAGGUUGCAUUGUGUGUGUGCAAUUGAUGCAUUGUGUGUUUCUCUGUGUGUAAGGGAAGCAUGUUGUGUUUAUGUGUGUGUAGGGAUGCAUUGUGUGUGUGUGUGUGUGUGUGUGUGCGCAUAGUGUGAAAGAGCUCCCUGUCUUGCACCCUUUCCUGUAGAGCUGUCCCUUCUGUCCCUUAGGGCUCUCCCCUGUCCCUUAGUGGUCUCUCCUCUCCCCCACCCUCCCCUAGUGCUCUCUUCUCACACUCACCCACCCUCCCUGUGCUCUUCUCAUCCACCCUUCCUGUGUUCUCCUCACCUCCCCCCUCCCUGUGUUCUCCUCACCUCCCACCCUCCCUGUGUUCUUCUCAGUUCCCCUUCUCCUUUCUCCCCUUACUCUCACUCUUACUUCUCCCCUCCCCUUGUGUUUCUUCUACUUCCCCUUGUUCUUCCCCAAGUUUUUAUAACCUUUCUCUUAAUCCCCUCCUCCUCCUUCUGUUACUUCCCCCUCUUCACUUACUCUCUCCUCCUUACUUAUCUCUCCUCCCUUCCUCCCCCCUCCUUCUACUUUUUUCUCCCCUCACUUUCCUACUUUUUCCUCCUCACUUACUUCUCUCCUUUCUUCUACUUUCUACAUUUCUCCCUCCUUCUUUCACUCUACUUCUCCUCUCCUUUUUACCUACUUCUCUCUUCUCCCCUCCUUACUUACUUCCCCUUCUUACUUGCAUUUCUCUCCCUCUUUCACUUACUUCUCUCCCCUCCUUCUUACUCUACUUUCCCUCCCUUUUCACUUACUUCCCUCCUUCACUUACCCUCUCCCCCCCCUCCUUCACUUACUCUCACCUUCCCUCCCCUGUAGUGUAGCGGAGCUGCUCUCCGGUCCGCGGAGCCCGGCCGGAGUGAUAGGAAGGUGCACACCCAGUGUGCACUUCCUGUCAGUCCGGCCGGGCGCCGCGGACCGGAGAGCAGCUCAGCCACGCUACGGGGGAUGGGAGGAGAGAAACAGCUGCAGCCACCUGAGGCUCUUAACACCUGCAGCAUUUAAAGGGCCGGCCCUGCAGCGGCCGGACUUAAAAGAAUUUAAGGCGGCCUGGGGGGCAAUUGCCUCCCUGCCCCCCGGCCCAGCCCGCCCCUGUCAUUAAUGACAACUCGAUGUACUCUAUCCUAAAGCCAAAGUUCUACCCAAGAACAAGAAUAUUAAUCUAGACCAAUUUAUUUUAGUUUGAACACUAACCUAUUGUGUAGAACCGUAUCAAAUGCCUUGGCAAAAUCCAGGUAGAUCACAUCCACUGCAAUACCCUGAUCUAUACUUCUUCUUACUUCUUUAUAGAAUGCAAUUAGGUUAGUUUGACAUGACCUAUGUUUCAUAAACCCUGAUUAUUAAAACUGAUUAUUGCUAAUAACAAAGGUCUUCCCAAUGAAUUCUUGAAUAUUAUCCCUUAAUUAUCCAAGUAUAGCUUGGAGGAAAGACGAGACAGGGGGGAUAUGAUAGAAACAUUUAAAUACAUAAAGGGAAUCAACACAGUAAAGGAUGAGACUAUAUUUAAAAGAAGAAAAAAGACCACAACAAGAGGACAUAGUCUUAAAUUAGAGGGCUAAAGGUUUAAAAAUAAUAUCAGGAAGUAUUACUUUACUGAGAGGGUAGUGGAUGCAUGGAAUAGCCUUCCAGCUGAAGUGGUAGAGGUUAACACAGUAAAGGAGUUUAAGCAUGCGUGGGAUAUGCAUAAAGCUAUUCUAACUAUAAGAUAAGGCCAGGGACUAAUGAAAGUAUUUUAAAAAUUGGGCAGACUAGAUGGGCUGAAUGGUUCUUAUCUGCCGUCACAUUUUAUGUUUCUAAUUGCCCUUCAAAUACUUUCCCAGUCACAGAAGUUAAGCUCACAGGUCUAUAAUUUCCAGCCAAGGAUUUUGAACACUUUUAAAAUAUAGGAACGACAUCUGCCUUCCUCUAAUUCUCCAGUACAAUUCCUGAAAGAAAAGAAUCUUGAAAGAUUAAAUACAGAGGUUCACUUAUUUCCACACUUGGCUCCCUAAGUACUCGUGGGUGAAUACCGUCAGGCUCCGGAGCGUUAUUUACAUUAAUUUUCUUUAAUAGCUGUAGCACCUUGUCUCGAAUUAUCCAAUCACACGUUAUCUGCAAGUUUUUUGCAGCCAUCAUUUACAAAUCUUUUGCAAUAGAAUCCUCAUUAAUAUAUACUGAAGAAAAAUAGUUAUUUAAAAUGUCUGCAUUUUCCUGGUCUUUAUUAACUAACAAACCUGUGAAGGAAUGCCCCAUCACUUGGUUCACUAAUUUUUCCUUGCUCCCUGUGUGUUUGCUCAUUCAAAACUCCCCUAGUUUGGUUCCCAAAUGUGGACCACCCCAACAUCUAAUUAGAACGUGGAAUACAAAGUAUUCAGUGCGAAACCACAACGGAAACUAUCAAUAAAAUGCUCCCCUGGGUGGCCGCCAUUUUGUGCAACCGAAUGCACUUAGUUGGCAGAAUGGAUGGUGGCCAUUUUGUCUCCUGAACACAGGCAGCAGUACCUGGUCGUCGAGUGCCUGGAACUGGCCUCAGCUAGGCACUCCCGAAAACACUGGUGAAGAUGGAACUGCUGCUCGUUUAAGUUCCGACCACCUAUACAAACGGCAUUUGGGAGAUAUGACCUACCCACUGGGGGGGGAGCAUUCAACACUUGAAAGCAUUUGGAUAUUGGGUGUGGUUUUUUGUAUAGAAACUGAGACCAGCUGUUGCCACAAUUUCUCUGGAACUAUUUUGGGAAUCUACAUCGUGGCCGGCCAGUCAAAACUUUCCCUUGAUGGCAAUUCCAAACCACUGAAGCGAUCCGAGUGCUUUUUGGAUAUGUUGGGCACUCAGAUCAGGGCUAUCCAGGGAUGUGACUCUCAAGGGUUUACAUGGAUUUAGUGGGUACUUUUGGAUACUUCAUGGGCACCUAGGUCAUGCAAUAGCAUGAUCUGUACUGACUGUGCUGAACUUUGUGUCUGAAGAAUAUUUUACUGUUGCUAAGUCUAGCAGUCCACUUGUUCAGGCUCCCCUGAGAAAACGAAGUGUUACCAUGUACUAUAUAUAUCCCUAUCACCUAUCUCCUUGUAUACAAACCCUUAAUUUUAUAUAUUUUUUCCUGUGCUUAUUUCUCACUGUUUAGCAUAUAUAUUCCUUUGUGUUUUGACUUUUGCCUCUGGAUGGGCCGUGGUGGCCAUGGGCCAGGACAUCCCCUGACGAUCUAUGCAGGGCCGGCACUAUCCAAACGCCGGCCCCACUGUUUUCCAUGAUGGGCCGGUGGGAAGAUCAAAGAUCUCCCUCACCGGUCCACUUGGACAAACAUGCGGCUGGGGAGCUCCGCCGGGUUCCUCUCGCGAGAUCCGUAUGUAUAUCAGUAUGUGUGUAUUUCAGUAUGUGUGUCUGUGUGUAUGUAUUUCAGUAGGUAUGCGUAUGUAUUUCAGUAUGGCUGUGUGUAUGUGUAUGUAUGUCAGUAUGUGUAUGUAUUUCAGUAUGUGUCUCUGUAUUUCAGUAUGUCUGUGUGUGUAUGUGUUUGUAUUUAUGUGUAUGUAUUUCCAUAUGUAUGUAUGUGUACGUGUCUGUAUGUAUGAAUCUGUAUGUCUAUGUAUGUAUUAUUAUUAUUAUUAUGAUAUUUAUAGAGCGCCGUCAAAUUCCGCAGCACUUUACAAUGGGUGGACGAACAGACCUACCGGAUCUACCGGAGGAGGGAAGCGAGUUCCACAGGAACGGUGCAGCCCUCGAGAAAUCUUGAAGGCAAACAUCAGAGGUGGGAAUACGGACAGAAGAUAGACGUAAAUCUUCAGCACAUCAUAAGGGUCAGCGCUGCGGCCGUGCAAUAGCGUGACUGGGCCCCUUAAAAAAAUUUAAGCCGCCAAGGAGUGCUGGGAGGAAGUGCCCGUCACUUCCUCCCAGCUACCUCCACGCGGGAGGGAAGAGAGGUAUAGCCAGGCCACGAGGAGGGAAGAGCCACGCUGACUCCCAUCAGCCACAGCCAUCCUCAGCAUGUCUGUCUGUGUGUAUGUAUGUAUGUCAGCAUGUCUGUCUGUGUGUGUGUAUGUAUGUCUGUGUUUAUGUAUGUCAGUAUGUCUGUGUGUGUGUGUGUAUGUAUUUAGUAUGUGUGUAUGUGUUUGCAUGUAUGUAUCUGUAUGUGUAUGUAUGUCUGUGUGCAGGCCCGGACUGGCCAUUGGGCACACUGGGCAAAUGCCCGUUGGGCCGCGGUGGCCAUGGACCGAGGCCGGCAGGGGAGGUCCCAGGACAUCCCCUGCCAGUCUAUGCAGGGCCGGCACUAUCCGAGUGCCGGCCCCACUGUUUGUCAUGACGGGCCGGUGGGAAGAUCAACUGGCCCACUUGGACAAACAUGCGGCUGGGGAGGGAGAGGAGGACCUGGCGGAGCUCUAUCUUGCAGCUCCGCCGGGUUCCUCUCGCAAGAUCCGGAGCGUUGCCAUGGCAACGACCGGAUCUCGCGAGAGUGAACUCUAGCCUGCAGGCUAGAGUUCACUAACCACUGGACCACCAGGGAUGAUGAACGAGUGCCGGUCCCCCCCCUCCCAGAUACCACCGUGCCUGACCCCUCCCUCCUCCCAGGCUAAAGGUAAGGAGGGAGGAAGGGGGGAUAUAAUGCAUGCUUAUUAGUUGUUGUUUUUUGUUUGUUUUUUACCCUCCCAACACACAAUCACUUUUAACAUUCACCCACAGCACUCUCACACACAUCACACUCAGCACUCUCACACACAUCACACUCAGCACUAUCACACACAGCACCCUCACACACAUCCCACUCAGCACUCACACACAUCGAACUCAGCACCCUCACACACAUCACCAUCACAUUCAGCACUCUCACACACAUCACACUCAGCACUAUCACACACAGCACCCUCACACACAUCACACUUAGCACUCUCACACUCAUCACACUCUGCACCCUCACACACAGCACUCUCACACUCAUCACACUCAGCACCGUCACACAAAUCACACACAGCACCCUCACACACAGCAACCACACACACAAAGCACACACCUCACACACAGCUUCCACACACACAAAUCACACACAGCACCCUCACACACAAAUCACACACACUGCACCCUUAAACACAGCACCCACACACAGCACCCAUAAACACAUCACACACAGCACCCUCGCACACAUACACAGCAUCCUCACACACAUCAAACACAGCACCCCUCAAACACAGCAUCCAUCACACACACAUACUGCACCCUUCACAUACACACUACACCCCUCACAGACACCCACUGCACCCCUCACACAUACACACAGAACCCCAACACACUGCACCAAACACACACACACAUACAAUACUUCCAAACAUAUAUAUAUUAUAUAUAUAUACAGGGAGUGCAGAAUUAUUAGGCAAGUUGUAUUUUUGAGGAUUAAUUUUAUUAUUGAACAACAACCAUGUUCUCAAUGAACCCAAAAAACUCAUUAAUAUCAAAGCUGAAUAUUUUUGGAAGUAGUUUUUAGUUUGUUUUUAGUUUUAGCUAUGUUAGGGGGAUAUCUGUGUGUGCAGGUGACUAUUACUGUGCAUAAUUAUUAGGCAACUUAACAAAAAACAAAUAUAUACCCAUUUCAAUUAUUUAUUAUUACCAGUGAAACCAAUAUAACAUCUCAACAUUCACAAAUAUACAUUUCUGACAUUCAAAAACAAAACAAAAACAAAUCAGUGACCAAUAUAGCCACCUUUCUUUGCAAGGACACUCAAAAGCCUGCCAUCCAUGGAUUCUGUCAGUGUUUUGAUCUGUUCACCAUCAACAUUGCGUGCAGCAGCAACCACAGCCUCCCAGACACUGUUCAGAGAGGUGUACUGUUUUCCCUCCUUGUAAAUCUCACAUUUGAUGAUGGACCACAGGUUCUCAAUGGGGUUCAGAUCAGGUGAACAAAGAGGCCAUGUCAUUAGAUUUUCUUCUUUUAUACCCUUUCUUGCCAGCCACGCUGUGGAGUACUUGGACGCGUGUGAUGGAGCAUUGUCCUGCAUGAAAAUCAUGUUUUUCUUGAAGGAUGCAGACUUCUUCCUGUACCACUGCUUGAAGAAGGUGUCUUCCAGGAACUGGCAGUAGGACUGGGAGUUGAGCUUGACUCCAUCCUCAACCCGAAAAGGCCCCACAAGCUCAUCUUUGAUGAUACCAGCCCAAACCAGUACUCCACCUCCACCUUGCUGGCAUCUGAGUCGGACUGGAGCUCUCUGCCCUUUACCAAUCCAGCCACGGGCCCAUCCAUCUGGCCCAUCAAGACUCACUCUCAUUUCAUCAGUCCAUAAAACCUUAGAAAAAUCAGUCUUGAGAUAUUUCUUGGCCCAGUCUUGACAUUUCAGCUUGUGUGUCUUGUUCAGUGGUGGUCGUCUUUCAGCCUUUCUUACCUUGGCCAUGUCUCUGAGUAUUGCACACCUUGUGCUUUUGGGCACUCCAGUGAUGUUGCAGGUGGCAAGUGGCAUCGUGGCAGCUGCACGCUUGACUUUUCUCAGUUCAUGGGCAGUUAUUUUGUGCCUUGGUUUUUCCACACGCUUCUUGCGACCCUGUUGACUAUUUUGAAUGAAACGCUUGAUUGUUCGAUGAUCACGCUUCAGAAGCUUUGCAAUUUUAAGAGUGCUGCAUCCCUCUGCAAGAUAUCUCACUAUUUUUGACUUUUCUGAGCCUGUCAAGUCCUUCUUUUGACCCAUUUUGCCAAAGGAAAGGAAGUUGCCUAAUAAUUAUGCACACCUGAUAUAGGGUGUUGAUGUCAUUAGACCACACCCCUUCUCAUUACAGAGAUGCACAUCACCUAAUAUGCUUAAUUGGUAGUAGGCUUUCGAGCCUAUACAGCUUGGAGUAAGACAACAUGCAUAAAGAGGAUGAUGUGGUCAAAAUACUCAUUUGCCUAAUAAUUCUGCACUCCCUGUAUAUAUACACACCACAGCACCCCUCACACACAUACUGCACCCCUAAACAUAUUACAUUCCAGACACACACUAUAUCCCUUACCCAACUAUGGAUCAUAUACACACACUAGAUCCCUUACCCAACUAUGGAUCAUAUACACACACUAGAUCCCUAUAUACACUCUGAUUCCGUUAUAUACACACACUCACUAGAUCUCAUACACAUUCUGAGUCCUUCAAACACACACUAGACUCCUGUAUACACACACACACACACACACACACUGCACCACCUACACACACUACAUUCCUAACAUACACACUCUGGAUCCCUUAUACACACACUAGAUUCCUUGGAAACAAACACAUGCUACAACCCUAAACACACACUCUCUACAACCCCUACAAACACUACAUCACCUAUAUACACACACACACACACACACACACACUAUAGCCUGUGUGCACACACUUACUACAUCCCCUAUACACACAUUCUCUUCAGCUCCUAGCCACAUAUGCAUUACAUUACACCACAAACACAACACGACUAAAACCGACCUUAUUACACAAUACCACACCACAAUCAGCUCACUCUACACACACACAAUCCCACAAGCAGGCUUCAAACACAUGCACAAUAUUCUUUCCUGGCCCUUUUGUCUCCUGGUAUCCCAUUGAUACAGACACCAGAGACAAGUUUCAAGGAAACACAGUGCAAGCAUGUUAUUAAAUUUGCUUGCACUGUGCAGAACAAAUACAGGUUUGUUUUUUUCUCAUGCUAGAGCUCUUUAGCAGAGCUCUGCCCUGGAAGAGCAUUGACCCAACGCUCACUUUGAGAGGGGGCGUGUUUGUCUUUGGUGAUGAUGAAACACACCCUCUCUGCCCCGCCCCCUUCUUAGUGGGCCGCUGUGCUAAAAAAAUGCCCGGGCUGAAUUUUUCUCCCAGUCCGGCCCUGUCUGUGUGUAUGUAUUUCAGUAUGUGUGUCUGUGUGUAUGUAUUUCAGUAGGUAUGUAUUUCAGUAUGUCUGUGUGUAUGUAUUUCAGUUUGUAUGUAUGUCUGUGUGUAUGUGUAUGUAUGUAUGUCAGUAUGUGUAUGUAUUUCAGUAUGUGUGUCUUUAUUUCAGUAUGUGUGUCUGUGUCCAGUAUGUAUGUCUGUGUGUAUGUAUUUCAGUAUGUCUGUGUGUGUAUGUGUUUGUAUGUAUGUGUAUGUAUUUCAGUAUGUAUGUGUGUCUGUAUGUGUACGUGCCUGUAUGUAUGAAUCUGUAUGUAUUAUUAUUAUGAUAUUUAUAGAGCGCCGUCAAAUUCCGCAGCGCUUUACAAAGGGUGGACGAACAGACCUACUGGAUCUACCGGAGGAGGGAAGCGAGUUCCACAGGAACGGUGCAGCCCUUGAGAAAUCUUGAAGGCAAGCAUCAGAGGGGGGAAUACGGACAGAAGAUAGACGUAAAUCUACGGCAGAUAGUAAGGGCCUAGACGGGACAUACUUGUGUAUAAGGGAGGAUAGAUAGGUGGGAGCAUGUAUGUAUGUAUGUCAGUAUGUGUAUGUAUUUCAGUAUGUAUGUCAAUAUGUAUAUCUGUGUGUAUGUAUGUGUUUGUACAUAUGUGAGUUUGUAUGGGUGUGUGAAUGUAUGUGUCUGUCUGUGUUUGUAUGUCUGUCUGUCAGAAUGUAUGUAUGUGUGUGUAUGUAUGUCCUUAUGCUUGUGUGUGUCUGUAUGUAUGUUAGUAUGUGUCUGUGUGUCUGUAUAUGUCUGUGUCUGUUUCAGCAUGUAUAGGAAUUUGUUAAAAAAAACUCAAACCUUAGUCCGGCCCCCAACCAUGUCUGAAAAGUUUGAGGACCCCUGGUCUAGAGACUAGGGAAACCCUUACCACAGACCUCUCGUAACCCUAGAGAGGUGGAUUUAAUUGGUUAUAUCCCUAUUACUUAUCUUUCUGUAUAUACUCUUCAUUUUAUAUUUUGUCCUGUGUGCUUUUUUCUCACCAUUUAGCAUAUCUCUCGCUAUUCCUUUUACGUUUUAGUUUUUGCUUCUGGAAGAUCACACUAGGCUCUGUCGCAACCAGUGCUGUAUAUUCUUCCACGAGAGCUUAAACACAUAAAGGGGGAGAUUGCUACCUCUUCAGUUAGUUCUCGUACUGCCAAUCCAUACCCGUUUGGAACUAGUGUGGUAUGCUUUAUUAUUGACUAUCUAUUAUUGAGCAUCUCACUCAGGGCUGUUACCCCUCCUAUCAGACUACACUGUUUAAUUUUUCCUAGUACUUUUUAGAGUUGCUAAUAAAGUUAUUUUUGUUAUUUAUUAUUGUUUUCUCCUUUAGGAUUUUAUUGGAGUGGAUUGGAAAUUUAAACUUGUGGUCACUUUCUAUUCAAGUGACACCUUUGGUUCUCUACUAUUUAUUAAUGCAAAAAUAUCAUCCAAUGUGUGCACAAUCACCAUAUCUCUGUUUUUAAAAGGCCAGUGUGCCUCCAUUAAAAUUGAGUUCUUGCUUAACCAUCAACACGUAGCUUGGUCUCGUGAUUGGAGGGUAACUGCUAUAUUCACACUGGUGAUUGCUAUACUCCUUAUACUCCCCUGGGUUCUAACCCCUAGCUCUUGUAAGAGCUGUUCCUGCUACGCUCUCUGAAGUAGGAGAGGUCUUUCCCACACGGUCCUGGAUAUCAGAGGUUGGUCCAGGGUGGGAGGAGGACGGCGAGAUCCCAGCUAAGCUACGGCGGUUGUGGAGUCUGUGGUGCUUGUGGUGUCUGGUGCGGUGCUUAUGGUCCUCGGCGUCAGCUAGGAAGCAUCUGUUGGCGGAGGUGCCCAGUUGGGGCACCAGGUGAUCCGUUACAGUCCCUUUAACGAUUUAUCAUUCUUUGCAAAUUAUAAUGCACAGUGACUAUUGAAUAUGGACCACUAAUAAGAAACAUGAUACUUCCCAUAAUGGUGAUGAUAAUAAGGAAGUCAUACUCAUAAAAUAUAUUUGUUUUGUAUCUGUUGAGGUGAUUGAAUAAGAAGAUAUUGGCUCAUUAUAGUGUGGCCCCUUUUCCGGAGGAUGAUGAUGCAUACAAGGUCGGAUUUAUAUUUCAAGUGCCUAGAAGCAUAAAAUUCUCUGCUUCUAUCUCCCCCAAAAAACAUCGGUUCUUUGUUGCUUGCUAUUUGGCUUUGGAUUACAAAAUAAUCAGGGGGUACAUAUUUGAAUGACUAUGCAUGACAAAUGCAAUAACUAUUUAGGAAAAUGGAAAUAUAAGUAAACGUUGAUGGGCACCUGUAGCCAGUUACCUGCUCUGGUUUUUGUAAAUCUGGCUUUGGCAAGGGGAAAAAAAUUUCAGGCUUACAGAAGCAGUUCGUCCUCAGUAAUGAACAAUCAGAGAAUGGAGAGAUCUGUGUCACAUUCCUGUCAGCAGCUCAAAAGGUCAUUACACAUCAGUUCCAGUCAUCUCUCGAUGGCAUGUUGGACAAAAGGGAUCUAUGUGACCAGAGCCAAAUAAAGCUUUGCGGUGCCCUCUGAAUAAUAAACGUUCCCAGGUAUAGACUCGGUAUAAAGAAUAUGAGACUGCUGGAGUAUCUUAAAGCUUUAACAAGGUUGGAUGUGGUUUAUAGGAAGACGGUGUACGAAAUCCCAAUUAGAUCAAGAUGGUAGCCAUUGUACAAGAUUCAGGAAAUUGCAAACUCAUCUAAAGAGAUUAAUUUACAAUAAGUAUAAAACGCAGUCAGUACUUACAGACAUCCCAACUUUUCAUAGCGGCUCCUUGACAAUCGCAAAUCAUAAACAAUAUCCCAGAAAUCACACACACAAUCUGCCAUAUAAUGUAUGUGUGUGUCAGUGUGUGUAAAUACCAGUGUGUGUAUCUGUGUGUCUAGGUGUGUGCAUGUGUCAGGGUAUGAAUAGUGAUUGUAGUGUGUGUUAUUAAAUAAAUAGUUACAUUAUAAUAAAAUGUCCUAUCCUUGUUCAUACAUGUUUGGUAGCUUGGUGUGUGUGUUUGGGGGGCUGGUGUGGCACAGUAUCUCAUGAAACUACCUCCAUGAAAUGAGAUUUUGCACACUGGGAUGUCUUUAUAUAUGAAAUUAACUAUUUAACGCUUAUCAAUGUUUGCUUGUUUUUUAAAGCAAAUGUCAUAAUUUACAAAAGGUUAAAGGAACACUUUGGGCACCAUAACAACAUUAUCUUUAUUCGCACAGUCUGUUUAAAUUAUAUUUUUUUUUCUCCUGUACAUUUACAAUUCUACUAGAGCCUGCAGGAGCCUUCUGUGUGUGAUUCAAGUUUAAUUAACAGAGCGGAAGAUAAAGACAUCUGAAGUAAAACACUAUACUGAUUAAUGGAAAUGAAACAUUUUUUUCAUGCAAACUGUGGAAGUGGCUAGGGCUGCAUAGACAAAAACAAAAGUGAUUUAACGCUUAAAUGACAGAGAAUUGAGCAGCGAGAAUGAAACUGCAGGGGGAUGAUCUAUACACCAUAACUGCUUCAUUAACCCCUUAGGGACACAUGAUGGAAAUAUUCCGUCGUGAUUCCCUUUUAUUCCAGAAGUUGUGUCCUUAAGGGGUUAAGCUAAAGUUGUUUUGAUUAUUAUUAUUAUUUAUAAAGCGCCAGCAAGUUCUGUAGCACUUUACAAUGGGUGGAUAACAGACACGUAUUGGUAACCAGAAAAGCUUGAUGAACAGAAACAUAGUUAGAGGGAGAAGGGUAUAGUGACACAAAAUGUAAGGGUAGGGUAGAAACCUAGAAUAGUAUUCGUUGAGGGCUUAGUGUUUUGUCUUGAUGUUUAGAGUAUCUCUUUAAAAAGAAAGAAGAAUUAGACUAUUUAAUCAUUUUAAUAGUAUAUCAGUUUUAAAAAGAGAAAACGAAAGUGGUUGAUAUAUUUAAGUCGUUGCUGGUAUGAAUGAUCACAAAGAUAAGUAAAUGAUAAAACAAUCAGAUGCAAAAAAAAAUGCAACAAAUAGGAAAAGGAAUAGCUGAAAGCGAAACUCUCAGUUUUAUAACUAUGAAUCAACUGAACAAAAUAUGUGUGAAACUAAACUUUCCUACAGGAGGAAUAUAUGCAAUACUAUACAUACUGUACUUUGGACUUUCACAGAGAGAUAUCGAUAGAUUAAGGUGUGGACUUGCACUGCACUGUCUAUUAAGUACACCUAUAACAAAGCUUUUUUUUUCUUUUUUUCUUUAAUUUUUCAGAUAUAAAACAAUGAAAAUACAUCACAAAUGUAUAGAGAAAAAGGAAUGAGCACCGCAGGGUGCCAUGGGGAAGUUACAGUCUUCAUCAGGUGUUAAAUUGGAAUGCACAAACUUGGACUGUGCAAAGUCCUACAUAUUCCAGAUUGAACCAUCCCCAAGAUUACCUAGCAAUAUAGAACCACCAGGUGGCAUUAGGUUAUAGGCUCAACCCUUAGUCAACAUUCUAAUCAGAAUGUGCACAGAAAGUGGCAAAUGGUAAGUAAAGUCUAACUCUUCACUUCUGUAAUCCUAAACUUGAUUUACAUCGUCUGUCUGUCUGCAUUCCUUUUCAUAUUGGCCUUUUUACAGGUACUCUCUGCUUGCAUACAUUUUGCCUAUCCAUACUCUGCGCCAAGCUGGCCACUCUAAGGACUGGUAUACAUUUCUGUCCUGUCGUUUCCCUACGUUUGCAUGUUAGGUUAGGUUAGCCUUGACAUAAUCUAUAUUGUAUAUGUUAUACAAUAGUUUUAUAGAGUUUCCAUACACUUAUCUGAGAUAUCUAAGAAAUGAAAGUGAAACACAACUGAAGGUGUAUAAAACGCAGAUGAGUCCAGAUAUCUCAAGCAUUCCUUGGAAAACAGAGAGACGGUGAGUAUCUGGGAAGGAUAGAAUUAAAGGUACUGGGAGAGUAUACAAUCGUAUCAGUAAAGUAUCAGAACCACCUGUAAUCAGGUUUGAGGUCAACUUGCAUGUAUUUUGAUGUGUUCUUCCUCAGCCUCAAAGCACCAAUGGACCAACCCUGACAUUUUUUGGGGUCACAGUUGCACUUAUAUAAUAAUACAGGAAUGUUUCUGUGUACAGAUGGAUUUUGGAAGCUCCUUAUGGAAAGUAAUUGGGUAAGCUUUCAUCCAUAGGCUUCCAUCCUCACUAGUAGCAGAUACACUUCAGUGUCCUUCGUUAUUAAUGUCAAAAUUGCCUCUGUCUGUCUCCUUUUCAUCACUAACCCAUCUUUAUUUUUCAUCCCAUUAUCUUCAUAGUCUAUUAAAACACAGCGGUCAAAAAUGAUAGUAAUAAAAACAGAAAUUCAAGGGUGAACAGAACACGACUUGGCUUGAGUCAUGCUUUUCUAGAUAACAGAGAAAAAGUACUACACAGAAUGAUGAUGUUGUCACGUAGGGUGGCCAGAUUAAGUAGUGGGAAGUGAAUAGUUGGUAGGGGGGAUACAAUGGACUGUUUGCCUUGUUGAAGCAUGUAUGAUGGUGUGAUUUCAGAUGCCAGUUUGACCAGAAGGUAGGUAUGUAUUGUAGGAAGUUACUGUCUGAUUUAGAUCUCUGUACAGUUUUGUACUGCAAUACAAGCUUUAAAUAAAUUUUUAUAUGUAUUUUCUUGACUGGUGUAUUGUCCAAAUCUCAGAAACGUAGAUUUUACUUUUUGUGCACUUUUAUAGGUUUUAUAGGUAUAUAUAUAUAUAUAUAUACAAGGACGUAUUAGCCGCGAGGCAAACAAGGCAUCUGCCUUGGGCAGCAUUUUUCAGGGGGCGGCAAAACAAGCCGCCCCCCAAAUGCCCAGGGCAAAUGCCUAGGCUGGCGAGGGAGCUCUUCCCCUGAGCGGUCUGCUCAGCUCCCUCGCGUGCCGCAUGAGGCUGGGAGCCGGAAUAUGACGUCAUAUUCCGGCUCCUAGCAUCACUCUGCGGCGCGUGAGGGAGCUGAGCAGAAUGCUCAGAGGAAGUGCUCCCUCGCCAGCCGCCUGCCAGCACCCAGCAGCCAGCCCAUCAGCCCGACCGGCAGCCACUGGACCCCAGGGAGAAAGAGAACCCCCCUCAGCAUUCCCAAAGGUAAGGAGGCUGGGGGGUGGGGGGGGGUUGGAAAAAAAAAGUGUUAAUGUGAGUGAUUGUGUGUGUGUGUGUGUCUCUGACUCUGUGUGUGUGUGUGUGUGUGUCUGACUGUGUGUGUGUGUCUCUGACUCUGUGUGUGUGUGUGUGUGUGUGUGUCUGACUGUGUGUGUGUGUGUCUGACUGUGUGGUCUGACUGUGUGUGUGUGUCUGACUCUGUGUGUGUGUCUGACUCUGUGUGUGUGUGUGUGUCUGACUCUGUGUGUGUGUUGUGCCUGACUCUGUGUGUGUGUUUGUGUCUGACUGUGUGUGUGUGUGUGUUUGUCUGUGAGUGUGUGUGUUUGUGUGUGUGUUUGUGUCUGACUGUGUGUGUUUGUGUCUGACGGUGUGUUUGUGUCUGAGUGUGUGUGUUUGUGUCUGACAGUGUGUGUGUGUGCCUGGACAGCUGUGUGUGUGUGUGUCUGACUGUGUGUGUGUGUGUGUCUGCCAGUGUGUCUGACAGUGUGUGUGUGUGUGUGUCUGACUGUGUGUGUCUGACUAUGUGUGUUUGUGUCUGUGUGUGUGUUUGUGUCUGACUGUGUGUGUGUGUGUGUUUGUGUCUGUGUGUGUGUUUGUGUAUGCGUCUCGACUGUGUGUGUUUUUGUGUGUGUGUCUGACUGUGUGUGUGUGUGUGUGUCUGACAGUGUGUGUGUGUGUGUGUCUGACUGUGUGUGUCUGACUGUGUGUGUUUGUGUCUGUGUGUGUGUUUGUGUCUGACUGUGUGUGUGUGUGUGUGUUUGUGUCUGUGUGUGUGUGUUGUGUCUGACUGUGUGUUGUGUGUGUGUCUGACUGUGUGUGUGUGUGUGUAUGUGUGUGUGUGUCUGACUGUCUGACAGCCAUCUUCUGAUGGUAUGUUUGGGAAAGGAGUCUACAUUUCAAGAGAAGCAAGCAAAGCUGAACGAUACCCUCUGGGUGAAAAACAUGACCAAGGUAUCUUAGAACUCAGUGUGAAAGUGGGUAAAGUUAAGAAGAUAAUUCAUCAGGGGCAUCCUCUGCAGAGGACAUGGCAUGACCGUGGCUAUGAUACAGCAUGGGUGCCUCCUGUUUGUGGUAUGGUUGAAAGUGAACUAGAAGAGGAUUGUAUUUGGGAUCCCAAUAGGAUCAAGAUGAUAGGCAUUGUUAAAGCUCCAGGAAAAUCAAAAGCUCAUCUACAGAACUUAGUGAGACAACAUAUUCACAAAAAGAAACGUAUUUUCAUUACCCUACAAGGCACAAUAAGUAAUUGCACAAAACAUGCAAAUAAGACAUAAAUAUUCACAGCCACCUGAAAGAAAAUAUACAGCAUCAGUUCCUAAAUUUCCAAGUAUACAAUUUAAAGACUUAAUACAACCAACUUGAUUACAUGAAAAGAAGUGACUUUUUGGGAGAGGGCAGAGGUGUAAUUAGGUUACUUGGCACCUCAUGUGAAAUUUGUAUUUUGGCACCCUCUUAACCUCUGAGGAAUUUGUAAUUUUUUUGAGUCACACUACAUCUGCCAUCACCUCUUGUAUCCUGACUGUGUAUUACCCCUUACUCCCUUGUGUGUCUCUCAACACACCAUAAACCAUUGUGUUUCUCUUACCACCCCUUUGUUAUCUAUUAUCCCCUUUUGUCCCUUGUUUGUCUCUAAAUCCAUGUUCUAGUGAGUACAAAUUCACCCCUGGUGGGUAUACCAUGGCUUACAGUAGUGAGUUACUCUUAAGACCUGACAAGAAGUAUAAGACUUCAAAUUUUCAGCCCUGCUCUAACUCGUUUAGAAGAGUGGGAGCUCAAUAGAGGGCCUUCAUUGUCCUCUGCUGAUCAGAUAGGGAGGUAGGAAAUUUUCAAGAUAAACUUUUUAUUGUGGAAAAAAAAUACAGUUUCUUCCUUUUAAAUAUCCAGUUGUCUGUGCAAGUCUGAAAGAUAAUACCUAAGAAUGAAAGGAUCUGCUAGAAACAAAACAUGAUUAUUUUAAACUUUUUUCGAUAGUGUACCUAAAAAGUCAAUUUUGCAUCAUGUUGUUUACUAUUAACAGUGGUAUGUUAAAAUAUAUAUAGAUCAAUAUAUCCUAUUAAUCUAGUAUUUGCAGAGGUGAGUGAAUAUUAACUUUUUUUUGUUCUAAUAGCUAUGGCUUUUUCACUGGAUUGUGGAAAGUUUGAAGAACCAAAGAACAAGAAAGGACAUAUUUACACUAUGUAUUAUGGCACAACCCUGGAAGCAGCUGAAAACAUCAUUGCAGAUGGAUUCAACCCUUCUUUUGAUGGUAUGUUAGGGAGAGGGGUCUACCUUUUUGUAAAAGGAAACAAAGCUGUACAGUACCCUUUGGGUGAUAAACAUCAAAAAGUUAGCGAAGAACACAGUGUGAAAGAGGGUAAAGUUAAGUCGAUCGAUCAUCAGGGGCAUACUUUGCAGAAGGCAUGGUAUGAUCAUGGUUAUGAUACAGCUUGGGAACCUCCUGAUUGUGGUAUGGUUAAAAGUGAACUUGAAAAGGAUUGUGUUCUGUACGCCAGUAGGAGCAAGGUAAUAGGCAAUGGGAAAACUCCAGGAAAAUCUAAGGCUCAUCGACAGACUUUAAAAAGGCAAGACAAUGAAGUAAUUCCUAAAGUUAAUCUUGAUCAUGAUGAAAAACCAAAGGAUGAACAUAUUUACACUAUGUAUCAUGGCACAACCUUGGAAGCAGCUCAAAACAUCAUUCCAUAUGGAUUCCAGCCAUCUUCUGAUGGUAUGUUAGGGAAAGGAGUCUACAUUUCAAGAGAAGCAAGCAAAGCUGAACGAUACCCUCUGGGUGAAAAACAUGACCAAGUUAUCUUAGAACUCAGUGUGAAAGUGGGUAAAGUUAAGAAGAUAAAUCAUCAGGGGCAUCCUCUGCAGAGGACAUGGCAUGACGGUGGCUAUGAUACAGCAUGGGUGCCUCAUGGUUGUGGUAUGGUUGAAAGUGAACUAGAAGAGGAUUGUAUUUGGGAUCCCAAUAGGAUCAAGGUGAUAGGCAUUGUUAAAGCUCCAGGAAAAUCAAAAGCUCAUCUACAGAACUUAGUGAGACAACAUAUUCACAAAAAGAAACAUAUUCUCAUUAUGCAGCAUGGCACAACCUUAGAAGAAGCUCAAAAACUAAUUUGUAAAGGAUUUCAGUCAUCACCUGAUGGUAUGUUAGGAAAAGGAGUCUACAUUUACAAAAAUGCAGAAAAAUACUCACCUUAUCCUCAGGAUGAAAAUAAUUCAUGUUUCCAGGUUAUACUACAACUCAGAGUUAAUGUGGGAAAUGUUGUAAUGAUAGAUCGUCAGGGCCAUCCUCUGCAGAAGACAUGGUAUACAAAAUAUGAUGCAGUUUGCAUGCCAGCAGGUAGUCCAUUGGUUACAAAUGGACUAGAGCAGUACUGUAUACGGAAUCCCUCUAGGAUUAAGAUCUUACAGAUUGUAAAAGCCCCCGAAAACGCCUUACUUCAUCUCCAGAUUUUAACUAAACAGCAUGUUCCAGGCUUUAGCAAAAAGCAUAUCCCAAGAAAGAAACGUCCAAAAAAGAAAAAUAUUUGUGAAACCUCGGAUGAAGUUCAAAAAGUCAUUUCUAAUGGAUUUCAGUUGUCAGCUGAUGACAUGUUAGGGAAAGGAGUCAACAUUUCUAGCAGUGUAGUAGAAAUCUCACGACAUACUCUGGAUGAUAAGAAAGGUUUUGAAGUUGUCUUAAAACUCAGAGUUAAUGUGGGUAAAAUCCAGGUGAUAGAUUGUCAGGGUCACCCGCUGCAGAAGACUUGGAAUAAACAAUAUGAUACAGCCUAUGUACCUGCAGACUGUGGCAUGGUGGAAAGUGGGGUAGAGGUUUAUUGUGUCAGGGACCCCAGUAGGAUUAAAGUGAUAGACAGUGUAUAG
Molecule: messenger RNA, 59300 nt
Organism: Pelobates cultripes (western spadefoot toad)
Lineage: Eukaryota; Metazoa; Chordata; Amphibia; Anura; Pelobatidae
Source: the annotation of a GenBank genome assembly